This is a messenger RNA of Zea mays, 53267 nucleotides long. Its product is annotated as DNA polymerase-like. Bases 27362 to 30097 code for a protein of 911 amino acids. The record is from RefSeq and is a predicted model, not a curated record. Gene Ontology annotation, cellular component: mitochondrion. Gene Ontology annotation, biological process: DNA replication. Lineage: Eukaryota; Viridiplantae; Streptophyta; Magnoliopsida; Poales; Poaceae. The transcript has a single exon. Gene Ontology annotation, molecular function: nucleotide binding; DNA binding; DNA-directed DNA polymerase activity.
UAGUAGUAGCACACACAGUCGAGUUCUCUUUUCCUUUCGAGUAAGCAGCACCGAGCCAUACCUAAGCUAAGAUAUGAGAGGCUAGAUGACCUUGGUUCUUACCUCAACUGGGAGAAUAUGAUAUCUUCUGAUUCUGGCAUCCGAGUAGAGUAGUAAAGUCCUAUACCGCAAGACCUGGGCAGCAUAUAACCAUAGCUUUCCAAUCCUGCUUCCUAGCUUGAGGAGAGGAUGUUUUCUACGAUAUAUUUCUUCCCUUGCCCCGUGCAGAUAUGGAAGCCAAAAAUGGUAUAUCCUUGGCGGUUUAUUUCUCACUUUGUAGUGGUAACGGGUUCAUUCUUCGCGGAGAUGAGCAGAAGAGAUUCUCCGUUGAGACAAAGUUCUUUAUUUCUGGCCCUCCGCUGGCGGUGAAUCAAGGAUCUAUCCAGGAUAGAGCUGCAUUUUCUUCCAAAAACACAAGCGCAGCACUCUCCUAAUCCUAAUUUCUAACUAAAACUACUUCUUCCUUUCCUUCUUCAAAAGAUAGGAGAAAUGACAAGCUAAGAGAAGUAUUGGUACAAGUAUCGGUAAUGCUAGCCUGUAGUGGGAUUGCUUCCUUCGAAUAAGAAUAAGGGAUGCGGUAUCAACUCUAAUGACUCCUAUCUUUUGAAAACCAACUAACUCCCAAAUUCCUGUUCCUCUUCAUUCUCGUAAAAGAGAGGAUGGAUUGAGAUAAAGUCUAUCUCAUAUAGCUGUCAAAGUAGUACUUGCUAUUUUAGCUUGGGAAAGUGGAUUUCUUUUUGAAAAAUGUUUGUGCUGGAAAAUGACUCAAGCCUAUUUUCCACAGGGAGAAGAGAAGAAAAAGUCUAUCUCCCCUAGUGGGAAAACCACGGAACCCUAUUUUCGCUUGGGCGGCAGGCUCGAUUGACAAAAAAGUGUAUCUCACCUAGUGGCAAAAGUAGUACUUUUGACCUAUCAACUCAGCAACUUCCCUGACUUGACUGGAAUUUACGUAGAUGAGCGAUGCGUUUUAGUAAGAUCUUCUGAGAUGAGAAUCGACUGCUUUCCUGAUGAAGUGAGGGUAUAGGGAAGUAUAUGCACAGCACACAUACAGAGAUCCCUGAAACCAAGUAGAUGACAACAAAAAGAAGUCCCUGAAAGCAAGGAAGACUUAACCUACAUGGCCAACAACACUUCCUCCUGAAUAAAUGUCAGCUCUAACUUCUUCUGAGGGGAGCAAGUGAAAAAGCGCAAGUACAGAUUCGUAGGUUCAGCUUUAAGCAAAGUGCUCUCAUUUAUGUGUUUUGCAUUGUGAAAUGAGUCCUACUUCCCGUUCCUAAUUCCUCUUUUAGAAGAGAUGUAGCUUGCCUUUAGUGGCUGGUUCCAUCAUUUUGGGGCAGCAUAAGAUUUUAAAGAUGGACUCCCUUUUUUUCUCGAAGGUUGAUUCCUUGCGGAGAACGAUAAUAGCCUGCCUCACUCAGAAAUGGAUGGCAUACAUAUAAAGGUGAAGCUUCCUCCGAAAAGAGUUCUUAUCGUGGGUGCGGGUCUGUGUUCCCAUGGUUGCUUGGUUGAAAUAGUCUCUUUGCUUUUCAGCCGGUUCUCAUCUAGCCAGUUCGUUAUUCAUUUCUAUAUGAUCAAUGGAGAAGGUCGGUAUCCUUCUUCCUAGCUUGAUUGGUCGCCCUGAUUUGAUUUCGGUAAGGGAGGCAAGGGAAAGGUUUCUUCCGGGCGGCUUACCACUUGAUUGAUCCAUAUGUUCCAGGAACUUCGGCUUGGCCGGAGGAUCAGAUUUCUUUUGAAAAAACUGAGUCUCAAUGGGAAAAUCGUCCAUUAUCGCUUUUUCCCUCGUACGAGUCAAUUUCAAAUGAAAAACUUGAUGCUCACUAUACGGCAAAUGUUCAUUCUCGCUUUUUCCCUCUAGAGAGUCGAUUGACAAUUCAAAUUCUUUAUCUCGCUAUACGGCGAAAGUCCAUUUUUUUGGCAUGAAAUCAUCCCAUUUCGCUAAUAAAAAAGGCUUGAGGACGAAAAUCCCGGGAUUCCAUACUUGAUUCUUUUCUUCAGACUCUCGUACGAGGGAAAAUCUGGUUGAUAGCGAAAAUCACGGGAAAACGGACUAGGCGGAGGUGGGAACUCUACUUUACUUUAAUGGGAACUCAUUAUAGGAAGGAUUGGUAGGAAGCAAGUCCAUAUUGGUACCAGUCUUGUUGCGAUGAAUGGGAUCAGGAUCAGUCAAGAGAGAGUUCUCUUCUAGCGAGUGCCGGUAGUGAGAAGCCAGCUCUAUCUCAGAAGUGAGCUCCGUAGACACCCGGGGAAUUCUAUUUUUGUUGUGAUAGUGGGAAUAGGCCCUGAUCAAAUAAAUACAUAUAUAGGGGCAGGCCCGAGUCGAUCAAUGAGGAUCAGUAGCGUGUCCAUAAUCCAAGAAUUUUUCUGUGCCAGCUUAGCUUAGAACCCGCAUAAAGAUGAGCCUUAACAGUGUGCUUGCUAUUGAAUAUGGAAAUGAAAUGAACAGUCUCGAGUGUGGGUCGUGAACGAACCCUGUAACGUAUCCAAUCCAAUGACAAAAAAAGAAUAAAUGGGUCUGUGACUACUUGACUUUGUUUCACUUCCAGUUUUGAAUGGAAUCGAUGCCAUCCUGUCCUUUCAAUGCUAUGAGGCUGAUGGUGGGACGAGCACUAGCAAAUGGAGAUUUCUCGGGCCAAUCCAAGAACUGCUUGCUGACUUUGAGUUUCCGAUGAGCAACUCACUCCUAUAAAGAGUUCCCAAUUUCCAUACUUAACUUAACUUAACUUAACUUAUAUAGGCGAUAGCGCACCGAGCGCGGAUCUAUCUUAGGUAGAGGAAUAUGAAAGUCCGGAAUAUGAAUCAUGCCACUGUCUGUCUACGUCUACUAGACCCGCACCUACUAUUCUUGAGUCAAGAGAAACCUUAGAACGGCACUCCAGAAAGAGAGAUACUAAUAGUAAAUAUCCAGAUCCAGAUCUACUUCCGAGCGAGCAAAUAGUCACCAUAAGGUUCCAAUAGAAGAGAUGGCUGAUUUCUUGCAUACCAUAGUAGAUAGCCCGGCACCCCAAAAGAAGGACAGUGGGAUUUGGUAAGAACCAUUAGAUGGCAGUAGGAGUCUUCCACAAUCUUCAAGAUCAGCUAGGCGGCAAGCAAGGAAACUCUAUUCGAAAUUAGAUACCCCGCCUUUCAAGCAAGAAGACUAACCCCUCAACCUAUGCAGAGGAAACUGUCUUGAAAGCAGACUGGCCACCCGAAGUAAGAAACCCCUUGUUUUUGGAUGAUAGGAGAUUUUCCGUUGAUAGCCAGGGAGAAGAGAAGAUCCAUUUCCAUAUGUCAUUGCGAGUCCACUAUGAGAACUAAGAUCGGGAACUACCACUCAAGGUGAGCCCUUAGAAAGCCAGAUUUGUGGAGAACGCGAACAUGCGCGGGAGACUGAACACACCGUUUAUCUCUCUGGCACACCUUUCAAUGAAUUCCGUGCUACCUUACCGUCUCUAGUACGAGAUUCUGGAGCACAUCAUUCUUUCAUGCUAGCCCAGCGGCUAUGCUCAACUUGAUAUCAUUUGAUACCGUCACUCCUACUUGCUGGAAAUACUUGUUCUUGAGUUGGGUCGACACCUAUCUUUCUUUUUUCAUGAAAUAGCUCAGUCCAUGGAAGUGAGUUCUGGCAUGAUUGCUAGCACGAAUGCUUUAGGGAUAAAAGCGCUCUAAGCUCUACUUGAUAGUCUGGGGUAAAGGCAUAGAGAUCACUAGAAGUAAGUUCCGGGCCAACCCUAAAUAGUUCUUCUAUCUGCUUCGAGAAGAGGAGAUGCUUUCAUAAUCAGAAUUAGUAAGGGAAAAUCUGGUAUUCAUCCAUGUACGAGAUGAAGGAACGCAGCACACUUCCUUCUAGGUCGCGGGCCAUAGGCCUUAAGAGAACUAAACUAGUCGAAAUCAUGAAUAGCACAGGCACCCAGAUAUUUUUGGAUUCCUCACAGUGACUCUUUUCUUUCUGGAAUCAUUAAAUAGCUCUGGCAACCCGGGAAGGCCAUCCCAACAAGUGGGAAAACGAACCUUGUAGGUGGGGUUUCAUGGAAACAAAAGGAUUCUAAUCCGUUAUGGAAUAUGCAUCCUGUCCCGUAUUGGAAGUAGAAUGAAGUGAGUGGAAGGGUAUCAUUUCUGUUGGAACAGUAUCUAAUCCAAUGAGGAACUACGCCAUGUGACGAAUAAAAUAACUUUGGAGCUGAGCAAAGCUAAGGAUGAAUGCAAUGCAAUCCUGAAUCCAAUGAGGAACUACGCCAUGUGACGAAUAAAAUAACUUUGGAGUGGAGCUAUUGAUUAUUGAGGGGAGGUGAAUUCCUUCUACCUAUCUGAGGAUUCGGCAUAGACUUUUGAUUGGACUGUACGAAGAUCUGUCUUGUUUCGCGAUGCGAGGAAGAAAGCUGCUCCGCUCUGAGAGGUAGAAGAAUAAUCCGUUCUCGAGUCAGGGAAGCACGGCAUGGACAAGGAAGUCAAAUCCCACGAACUUGGCACUGUAUCUCUACCUAUGUAGAUUUAUUUGGAAUAGUUCGAUAACCAAGGAGCACAUACCCUUGUGGGUGAGAUUGGAACUCAUAUCCUACCACCUCUCUACUCGUAUUAUUGGAUUGGCCUGGGCCUAGAGCUGUAGAAUCAGUAGUAGCCCGUGGGGAAUCAGCGGUAAGCAGAACUUGAUUUGAACGGGGCCCACUAGACUUACUUCUCUAUUUCAUGAUUUCAUGUUAUAGCGCGGGCUUCCAUCCCUUUUGGAAGAACCAACUGGGGACGGAACGUAAAGGCUCACUCAUCUAGAUCCGGCACAUCACAAUCCAUGGCUAGGGCUAGAUGAUCACCGGCAUCAUCAACAAUAACAGCAUGACCCGGCUGGCAUAGGGUUCGGCUUAUCUGUCUUCUAUCGCUCUACGAGAAGGCUCUAUCGCUUCAUCCUUUUCAGGAUCUACCAAUGGCAGUAUUCGGUGAUCUGGCCUGUCCUUUGAGAACAGUGACUGGAAGGAUGUCCUACCGCUUAGGAGUCAAGUAUCGGAUAUCUACUUGGAUGAAAUCCGGUCGGGUAGAAGCAUUUCUUGUGAUAUCGGGAGAAGAGAUGGGCUCAUGCUUUACACUACUUCCCGAGGUCCACUAGAAAGGAUCUUCUUACUAGAAAGGAUCUUUACGACUGUUCCCAUCAACACUUAGAAGAAAACGGAGAACUUUUUUGAUCUCCAAGAACCGGCCCAGUAGCCCCCGAACUAAGGAUCCAUCCAAUACUGCUUACUUCAUAUCUCCUAACCCAAAUGGAUUUUCGACUUCUGCAUUUCAAUGGGAAUUUGGGCAUCAACCGGAUUUUACUUAAGAGAUCGGGACAAAGAGUUCGAAAAAUCGGAGUUUUAAGGAUAGAAAUCAGAAGUAAAAAGUUUUCCAUGGCCCGGCUGAAAAGCGCUUUAGCACCCUUGACUCCGUGGAGAUGCAACCUUUUUUCAAAACAAUUGACCCUCCCAAGGUAGUUGGCUAGUCCUCCAGGCGCCAAUAAAAGAAAAAACAGACCUACCAAGAUCUGGAACUGCAUAUUCAUAAAAAGCGUAUCCCUGAAAAGAACAUAUAUAUCCGCGGGCACUCUACUUAGUUAGCUGAAAAGCGAAUAUGGGAUUUUGCACCAUAAGCAGAUGCUGGUUUUUCAGAUUGGAAAUCUACUCUCCCAAGCUCCACUCGAUCUUUUGCAACUCUUGGUCCCCUUAAAAGUUCUCGGGGGCGCUUAGGCCAGUCAUAAAAAGAGUAAAUAAAUAAAUAUGUCCUGAAAAAUGCCUUGAAAACUCUUCUCUCCUAUCCAAUGAGCUCUAAAAGGACAAGCCUUUUUCUAUAGACGAAUCGGGCCUAGAACUCACUUUUUAUAUCCUACGCUACAUUCAUUAUCCCAAGAGGGGCUGGAAUGGAACGACGGAUAAAGCUUCUAAAAGCGGGCUUCUAGAGCAUGUUCCAUUAUCCAGGUAAGAAAGAAAGACUGUUGCACUCGCUCUUUGAGCUGCCUGCGAUCGACGAGGUUGAUCGGGUGAAAAUGAACCUCAACCUAUAAAAGUGCCGGGACAUUUCUCCAAAUAGAUAUAAAAUAAAAUAAUCUUUUAGUCCCUCAAAGUCAGAGGCCAGUCCCAAAACAUUUCUUGCAGGACCACCUUUCUCCAGGUCUCUUUUUUAUUGACUUUGGCACCCACACGUAUAAUGUGAGGAGAGGAAUCCAAAUUCGAUGCAUAGCUGUCCCUCUCUUCCCCGAAUUCCUCUGGCAGGAUCCCUUACUGGAAGGGGGGUAAAGUAUCUACGCUCUAGUCGUAUGUAUCCUGAGAAGGGAGUGACCUAAAACGGAGGAAUGCUUGUUCGUCUCAUUCGGAUAUGUAUGGCCGGGGUCUGGUAGCUCCCUAUGACUAUUCCUAUUGGGAUGGCAAUCUCAUCUCGAAUCACAUAUCGUGUGUUCGAUGUUCCUUUCGUUCGCAUAUCUUUGAAUCGAAUCAGCUUCUGCGGGCGGGGGAUAACCGAAAUAGAAGUGCUGCCGGGGUGAUUGACCAUUAGGAUCCAGUCCUGUUCCUUAGUUUGGUUUUUCCUACCAAGGAUCCAAUCCAGCUAUGCUAUAAAGUUAUGUUAGUGGCAGAUAUGGAUAGAGUAUGGAUAGAGAAAGUAGCAGCUCGCUUUCUUUCGAAGACGGGGUUGAGAAGAAGGUAAGGCAGCUUCUUCGAUCCAAAUCUUAUGAACAGAUUCAUUCAUUUCAAAUUAAGAAUCAUACGCAACCUCAAAGAAAGAUAGCCCUCCUCUUUACGAGCUUAGUAACGGUAAGUCCGUUCCGUUAAUGGAUGGGCACGAGCGAGGGGCGGUGAUUGGAAUAGUGACUCAUUGGCUAUCAGAUAAGUGAAGCCACCCAAAGCUAUUCUAUUAUCAUAAAUAGAGGUAAGAGCUCCUCAGUUUCGUAUAUAGCCCCCUCCGAUCCAUGGUGGAUUGUCUUGCUUUUCAUCAAAUAAGACCUAGCAGCUUACUUAAAGAAAUGAAAUUCUCGCUGGGCAAAGCUUUUUCUAUUUAUAUAGGCAGCUCCAUUCCUUGAAAGCCAGUCAAUACUAGAGUAGAGCUCAGAAAUCCUUCCUGGGCAGCCUGGUUCCAGCUCCCUUCAUUCCUCUGUGAGAAUAGUUCACGUAUAAUACUUUAGAGCGAGUAACUAGUCUUUCUAUUCGCCUUUCUAUUCUAGUAAUUCUACGUUCCUCAUUCUAUAUACGAUACGUUCCUCAUUCUAAAGCUAAAGUAGUGACUCUAACUAGAAUAUAAAGACUUCACCUUCAACCCAAGCCAAGCUAUGAAAUAGGGAUCAUGGAAAUCGGGCACACCCGAGUAAAUCUAGACUAGAUGAUCUUGCGAGGCGAUGCCAGACCCAGAGUAUAAUGUCUCCGGGACUAGACUGGCUAGAAGGCAGUGCUUAUUAAUAUCGGAGCUGAAGUGCGGAUCAGUCGUGAGAAAAUAAAAUCCUUUGAAUGGAUCAGUGAGUGUAGGAAAGCCGGUUCCGCAGGAUCACUUAUGUUAUGUGAUUUCGUGGGAGAUGCUUCUGAAUCAAAAGAUGCUGUAAAAGCUCAGAAACGAGGCUUCUCAAAUUCUUUUUGGCAUGCCCCCUCUACUUCUACCUGUACCGAUUCAUGGAGUUGACACUAAUCCAUUCUUUCUAUAUUUCUUUCAUUCUCUUUGAUUGGUCAACAAAGAACUUUGACUCGGGCUCUUCCCCUCCCUCUUGGAGGAAUAUAGCCAUCCAUCAAGCCUACCCCAACAUAAACAGGAAUCACCUGAUAAGCUGAGUGAUAAAGCUAUCAAUCUAUCCUUUGACUGGCACUUUAGCAGAAAAUCAUGAAAUAAACCUGGGCCCACUAAAAGUCCUUAUUUAGGGAAUCUUACUUACUUAAGAAAAUAAUCAACUGCCACCACCACAUCAUUAAGGCCUGCGCCUUCAAGCCCAGUGGAAUUCUCGUUCGGAUGCUAUUCUCGCUCAAAGAUCUCAAAAUGUCGUAUCGAAUCGAAAGGAGAGCGUCAAUUCUCUUAUUUCAGCAUCAAUCUGAAAGAGUCUUAGUCCCAUAAGGCCGAAACUUGGAAUUGACUUGAUAGAUCUUCUGCUUGUCUCUCGAGAAACUUUGUAUUGGUCUCCACCUCAGCCCAGUCUAACUCUGCUGAUAGACUGUGUUUAUAUUCUUCUACGAGUAGCCUGCCCAGCAAUGGAAACGUAUGAGCGUUAGUUGGCAAUGGAAAUGGGUGCAAUAAAUCAGGUAUCUAAUCUGGCUAGAGAAAGGCUAACUUCAAAACUCAGGGCUUCUCAUUGAUAGCCAUAGUAAGAGGUUUGUCCUGUUGGUGGUUGAUUCAAAACUACUUCCUCUUGCACAACUAUAAUGGGAACUACUAUAAUGGAAUGGGAGAGGAGAAAAUACUCGAGGAGAGGAAUAUCAACUACGUAAGAAGCUUCCUCAAUAAGAGUGGCUGUGCCAAGAGACCCUUGUUGGAAUUGAUCUACUGCCAAAGUGGAGUGGGAAUAUAUAAGAAAGUCGAAUGGAUCUGUGGAACUCCCCCGAAUAAAGGAAUCAAAGAGUGACUCGCCAGACUGGCGAUCAAAACAGAAAUUAUCCUCCGGUCAUCCACUUUCCAUCGAGGGAGAGUCGACUAGCUUAAAGAAAGGUGCCGGAAGAAAGAAAAAGAUCCUAGUCUCCAUUUCAGAGAGUAUAAGCACAGGAAGAAGGUAUCAGGAAUGCUGGUUCGGCGGAAUAGGGUGAUUGGUAAGGCUUCAUCCCUAAAGUUAUUCAACACGUGGCUACUAAGAUAAUUGGAUUCCUUUUUCUAAAGUUAUGCUCGUAAAGCUGCAAAACUAGUAAACUUAUCGACCUGUCAUCCGUUCUUACCCGAGCUGAGUCUUGACUUCACUAUCUGUGACUUAGCCCCACAUUCUUGUGCCAAAGAAAGACAGAAGGAAAGAAACCUAGACUUGGAAUCCCGGCGCCUUGACUUUAUAUGACAAUUCUAGAUGAACUGGGCUAGCUAACCAGACAAGAAGGAGGUCCCGGGCCUGGACCGGCACGAUUCUAGUAAUUAUACGUUCCUCAUUGGAUCUCGUGGAGUGUACUCUUCCCUUUGUUUAAGAAGAAGUUGGUUUAAAGAGUAAGAAACACUUAUAGACCAUAAAUACUCUUUCUCACAUAAAGAUCCAACUUUUCGGAGCGUAGCUUAAGGCCACACCUGUAGAGCCAUGGCCCUCAAUAAUUCUAUACGCAAACUUAUCCUUGCGGAAUGAGCCAUUCUGGGCAUCAACGAAAGAAUCCAUAAUCAUUGACGAAGAAGACAGCUGUUCAAGCAGUAACUGAGGUGUUGCAUUGAAAUAAAGUAGCAUUGCGAGAUACGAAGAAAGAAGCCGGAAGUCUAUAUGGAAUACGCUCUUUAAGGUCGAUUAAGGCUUGUGUGAAUGUUGAACAUCUGCUACCAAUCAAUCCCAUUCCCAUUCCCAUUCGUAUAUGGUAUAUGACGCCUUCUUAAUUGAAAGCAUCUCCCGUCGAAACCGCUGAAGAAUAGAUAAGAUAGGCCCGCUAGAUUGGCACCCCCGUGGAGUAGGCUAGAGGCUCAUCCGCGAACGUGGAAUCAAGAGGGUUUUUUAUGGAUGUGACAAAUAUAUCUCAAGCUGAGGCCGCUAAGGAAGUGCCAGCACAAUCAUGAACUGCGCCCGUCAGAGCUUCUUCUAGCAACCCAAGAACUCCGGCACGUCUGAGAACCCGUGUAUUCCGCCGUGUAUUCCGUGUUUUCUUCCUGCUUUCUGCUUUCUUGAGGAGAAAAGGGGCUCGUAGAAUUAGAUUCAAAUAGAAUAUGAGUGAAUAUCUUUCGCUGCGCACCAGUUUACGAGCAAGCAUCCUUCGUGGAUCGGGAAAGGGAAUUCGAAGAAAUCGUAUCUUUCAUAAGUCCGAUCUGCUCAAAAAUAGAAAUGAAAUGGUGAACUUGCCUUAGAGAAAGAGGAAUUCUUACUUCCAAUCGGAAUCGUUUUUAGGCAAUACAGGGAACCGUCCCAAAGGGGCUAAAGUAUGUGUGGGUCUCUCUCGUCGAGUAGACCUUUUCUCGCUCUCUUUUUCUUGCAAGAGUUGUACCAGCUUUGAGUGAGGGGUUGGAUCAAAUCAAGAAGCUCAGCAUUGAGGGAUCAAGUCUUGCUUGAAUCGAUUUUCUUUGACUGCCUGAGUGCAUAUCCUCACUCUGUCUCCAGCUUUUCCGAAGGAUUGCUUAUCCCAUGCUUUGAGCGCUAGUUUGGUCUAAAACAGUUUCUUCUUUUUUCAGAAACAUUGGAUUUCCUGUGACCGGGAGCUUUCUUCACUACGGGGUGGGUUUCCACAUGCUCAAUUCAUGGCUUUGGUCCAGAGCUGGCAGCCGGAAUAAGACGAGGAUUGGGGCAUGAUCACUGCAGCCCCGCGUAAGAUAUUCAGCACAGGAAAGGAAGCUUCAUGCUUUUGGAUCCACUCAGGAUUCACUAAGGCUCGCUCUAGUCUGCCGACGAUGCGUCUGGCCCCACCGGAUGGAUUGCUCCAAUAGAGUAAGUGCCCCGAGGAACGAGAUCGGUCAGGUUCGCAUUCUGCAGACAGUCAAGAAAUCCAUGUUUCUGGCACCUUCUACCGGAGAAAUAAGAGAUUCUUGAAUCGAAAUCAAUGAAUCGGAUUUUACCUUUGGGAUGGGAAGUAGAUUGCUGGAGCAAAAACUUCUAGAGUGAAAUGAACAACUAACACCUAGGUUCUUUUACCUUACCUCCUAGGCUGCGCUGCGAAAAGCUUAGAGAAUCAAGAAUCAUCCUCUGAGACUAGUUCUGUACACGCGCUAAAGUGGCGCUUGCUUCAAACUGGGUUGCCAGAGCUGGCACUUAUCGAUAUAGAAACAAGAGCAGGGCUUGAUAUGAUACAAACACAAUCAACUUCCGCAUUCGAGGGCAGAGGUAUCGGCACUUGUGGAGUAAACCUGACUCCGUUCGUGUUAGGACAUCCAUCCUUCCACUCACAGCUAUCAAUCCGGUAUUGGAAGCUAAAAUCCUCUUCUCUUCCACUCCACAUGUCGAGAUUGCAUUGCAGUAAUAAGUUUGUCUAUGAAGAGCUAAUCUAAUUGUAUUAGUUUCUAUAAUGGAUUUCUUAUGUGGAAUACUAAUGGAUAGGGCCUCGUUGCUAAGUGCUACAAGAUCUAGUGCACUGGAACUCGUGGUUAUGGACCCGAAUCCUUUAGUAUGGAACAUUGUCUUUUCCAAGUAAAAACCCCUAGUAUAUGAAAGAAUGAAAAGGUGCUUUCGUUCUUGUGGAAUAAGAAGCCCUCGUACCUUAAUGAAAGGAAAAUAGGAAUUUUUCGUUAGGUAUUUGACCAAAUAGGAUUGUCCAGUUCCUAUAGAACCUAUCACUAAAAUACCCGAUAGGGCUAAGCGGAACGAAAAGGGUUUUCCAUGAGAUGGUAAAUGAAAACGAUUAGCCCCACACGAGGUUUGGGAAUAAGUGAUUGUCUGAUAAUGAGCAAGGAAUAUACGUCUUUCUGCUAAAGAGAAUCUAUUAAACUCAUAAUUCAUUAGAUCCUUGUUAGCAAUGUCAACUAGGUAUCAUAAGUAAAUGGAUCUCGGUUGUUCAAUCCUUUGAUAACCAAGGUCAUUCUUUGCUAAAGAGAAAUGAUCACUAUGGGUCAGACUCAAUAGAAUUGGAUCCAUUCCAAAUAGCGAGAAUUAGGAUUCUUGAUCCCUCUCAAUCUCUCUUUCAAUUCGAGGAUCCGGAGAGGUGUUUUCAUAGUCAUCUCCGAAUAUUUUCGAUUUCAUUUUUCUAUGAUAUGUCUUUCUAUAUGAAAAUUGGUUAUUUACGAUGUACGAUGAUCCCUGUUAAGCAUCCAUGGCUGAAUGGUGAAAGCGCCCAACUCAUAAUUGGUAAAUUUGCGGGUUCAAUUCCUGCUGGAUGCACGCGAACGGGAACCUUUGUCGUACCCCGAUUUGUUGGGGUUGGCACGUACCGACCGACGGGGCCACAGAAGAUGAAGGAGAGUGCCGAGAAGAUUCAACUUAUUCUAGAUUAAAAGCUGCUCAGGACCAGGUACGCCGACCACGAUAUUUGGAGUUUGCAGUAGGUGAUCAUGCUUGACUUCGGCUUGAACCUACAAAGGGUGUGAUGCGUUUUUAAGUGAAGGAUUAGGUAUAGCUGACCGAUACAUCGGACCUUUCUUGGCCCAUAUACCCCUAGCCCUUACUCCCUUGUUUCGGUGGUUGGUCUCUACCUUUUUCUGUCUCUUGGCUAGUUUGUCUUCCUCUUCUUUAUAUUCGAAUAAGUGGGCCAAUCUGGCUUUGAACCGGAUUGCUAGCCUAAAGCUAACAAAGAAUUCCCGCCCCCUUGUAAAUCCAAUCCCGGAACUACAGCUGAAAAGGAUCGUGCAGUGGAUGUGUCGGGUUCGAAACUUGCUCCCCCACGUCCUGAGGACAGAAAUUAUCGCUUAGCGCCCUGGGGAAGACUUCUAGACUGCUGUGGGAGCUCGAAGGAAGCAGAAGCAAAACCUGCUUUCUUUCCAACCUCCAUGGGUUCCUCCCUGUAUGACAUAGUCCAUUGGAUUGGGGCAAUGGUACGCACCUAUGUUUGGUGUCCCCUCUCUCACUUCCUCGUCAGAUCCUGGUCCCAAAGGGCAAUACAUUGAGUCGGAAAGACGGGCUUUCGUAAAUUCCAUUCUGUAGCCGAACUAGCCCCUGGAUCAGCUCUCAUAGUGGGGGAAUCAGAGUCAAGUUAGGCGCAAAAGAGGGGGUUGACAUCAUUCGUCGUGAUUGGAUCAAUCAGACUCCCCCGCAGGAAAUGCCAAGGGGCGCCCUUUCUCAUUAUCAUCUACCGCCCAUUUCUUCAUCAUCUGCUGCUGCCUUAAGUGCGUAAAGUAGGCUCAGCUUCUUUGGUUUCUAAAUAUCUUGUGGUAGCCGAAGGGUCCGCUUGUUAGAUUGAAUUGAAUCUUAUAUAACCUACGUAGCUAAAGAGAAAAUAAUAAUAGUCUAAGUGGACCUCUCAAAGGUAUAAAUAAGUAGACAUUAGUCUUACAGGUUCGGUCUUUUUCUUUUUUUGUUAUGAUGCCCACAUUUCAUACUUCUCAAUUCUUAUUUAUUCAAGGGUUCGUAUGUACUGAGUGACUCUAGGUCUAUUCAGAUGCAGCUUCAAGAGAGCUUUAUUCGGCCUUUGUAUGACCGUCUUCCCUUCCUGUCUAUCUCCCUUCGGUCAGGUAGUUCUGCUUCCGAUGCCGGAGGAGCAGGGUGGGAUAGAAGGGUAGUUUCUGAGUUCGAGAUGUCUGAGCUUGGAGGUUCCGCUUCUCUAAUGUGAUAAUAAAGCAACAAAGCGCUCAUCCCUUGCUUGUUGACCCGAGGGAUCCCUUCGUGACGGCCUCUAGAUUGAACUAGGGCUUUGCUUCGCUCGCCUACAGAUGAUAGUCUUCACAGCCGACAAGCCCAUUCCCAUUCAUUCCUUCACAGCUGAGUUUGUCUUGUGCAGGAGAUGGAAUGUUCACAAAGCACGUGCAUCCGAAGACUCUGAGGUUUGAUUUGAAUAGUAGAAGCUUGUUUCAUAGGAUAGGAUUCUAUUCUAUUUGCUUGCCGGGAAAGGUUUGGGUUGGGAAGCUUAGCAGAGGGAGAGGUAUCAUACAUAGAAGUCUUGAAGAGCAUGGGGCCCCCAAGGUGAAUGUGAAUGGUGACGGGGUGACGGGCAAGCCUGCCGCUGGUUAAGAAGUGGGAAACUAUCCGGAAAGUAGGUAUGCACUCACACAGAAAGAAAGAGUGCCGUAGGAAAUUGGAGCGGGGAUUCUCUAGUAUCAACUAGACCUUUUUCCGUAGUGCCGUUGGCCAGUGUACCAUUGACCACGGGCGAAGCGCCAGGUUAUGGGGAAGUCAGAGUCGAAAAAGCAUAGGCAUUUCCCAUUUCCAUAAGGUCAGAUCUCUAUCCAGUGCCUGCCGUGCCGGGAUUGUCUAGAAAGGAUUAGUAGUGAUUUGACAGUUAUACGAGCAUGAAAACUAAAAGUAUGACUCAAUGAUAUAUAUGUGAGGUUUUCUUUAAUAGAAUGUAAGGCAGCAGAGUCGACGGUGUCACAUUCUAUAUCUGUAUUGAUCGUCCGAUCGCAGCAGACGAAGCAUCAGUGCUGGUCACAAAGAAGUCAGCUCUGUUGAAAGCAUAAGCGCCCAAGGAAUAGGUUGGGUUGUUUUCAAGUUGCCAGAGAUAGAUUUCUUAAAUCAGUUCAAGUGGCUAAGAGGAAGCUCUUUUAUGAAUUGGGACAUCGGCAGGUAUAUAAUACGUGUGGGAAGUCCAGUCCUGGCACUUACACUUAAAUAGGAGCUUGAAAAGAGAUCUAUUCUAUCUGAGAGUUGAGGCUUAUUCUUAAGUAAGUAGUAUCCUCUUAGAACAGGCGGGUCUUUAGUCGCGAAGAGGUCAGGUCGAACAGUGGAAAGUAUUGGAUUUCCAUAUCAAUAAUAUCUCCCAAAAGAAGGAAGUUGUUCGCCAGAGGAAUCAGAGUCUGCGGGGGUUCUUCAUCAGGAGGAAAGUAGAAAGUCGUCUGGCAUAUGACUGUUACGAACUAAAAAGUAGAGAUGAGUCACCGACUCGUGGGACGAUGAACCAAGUCGCCAAUUGGCGAUCUGUUUUCUAGAGAGUAUUCUGUCCUGUGUUGGCUAUCUUCUGGCACUGUCUUUGGUCAGGGAUUUGCCAGGCCGGAAAAAGAAGAAGGCGUUGUUCCGUACAUUCUCUUUAUUCGUUGUCCAUGCUGCGUUCUAUUAUUUAAUACUCAAGUCUGCCUCCAGAUCCAAGGGAAGAAAGAAGUAAUGGCUCUCUAAACUCUGUUUAUAGAUUUAUGGAUCGGUCAGCAUAGCUUUUGGCCUAGAAUUUCAGAGAUGCGAGUGCUUUAGCGCUAGUUCAAUGAGUUUAAAGUUACGAACAAAGAAAGAAGACAUAUUGCCAACUAAGAUGAGUUUAUUUUUUGCUAUUUUAGCUAAGCUAGCGUCAUAUUACUGAAUUCAUAAGGUAGGUUGUCCUGCUUAUUCUUGCAUAUCCCUACCUAGGCAAGGGAAGGAAGAGUGGGUUAGCGGGCUUUCUUCACAUGUUUAUUUUUUUUCCUAAAAGGAAGAGUGGGAAUGCGGGCUGUUUCGAAAGAAACUAUGAAAAAAUAAGAUUUAUCGUCCAAUCGGACAGGGCUCGCGAACCUAGUCUAGUAUAGUGGGAUGAACUCCGCGCCUGCCUGAAAGCAUGAGUGCCGAGCCUGCCGGGGCAUUAUCCAUUUUAAGUUUCCCAUCCUGUUGGCUGCCUUCUUCUUAGCCAACUGAAGAAUCGGUUGAAGUCCAUUGAUUGUGCAAAACGAAACACACUUUCUUCUUUUCCUCGUACCGUCCAUAGAGGGCAAGAGUGAUGCCUAAAAUCACGGGGAAAUGCAGUUUUCGAAAUCCAUAUUGUGGUUUCCAGAGGUCAAAUCUGCUUACGUGAUUCAUGUGAGAACCAAGGCCAGCUCAACCAAAGCGUGCCAUAGACUUCAGUGCUUCUUCAGUGCUUUAAGAGAAUCAAAAGUACGAUUGUAUUUGUGGUCAUUGGACGGAAUAGGCCCGUCACCUUUCGAAUCGAACACAGGAAUCAUCUGAAACAGGCUCAUGAACCCUUGUUUUGGAAGCGGAAUCUAUCAUUCCUACUCUUUUUCUGGUCUCGGGCCAUACCAUAAAUCGUUAGAAAAGACGAUUUCGAUUAGUGAAUGGGCGCGCUCCUGCUGAUCCUGCACUUGAUUGACCUUGCUUCUGGACUUGAUGGAAGGAGAGAAGUCAACCUUUCCUGUACCCACGGAUGAUAUCCUGAAUGCAAAUCUAUGGAUGUAUGAAACCACGAGAGGGAACUGUCUACUAGACCCGCACCAAAACAGAGCUAGCCUUGGGAAUGGAUGAGAUGAGUUCUAGUCCGUAUUUUAGGAAGGCCAGUGCUUGAAAUGAUGUUUUCUAGCUGGAAAGCAGUUGCGCUAACGCUUUCCUCUUACUCACUAUCGCGAGUCUAGCACAUCCUAAGUUUUCUUGCUUGGUUCAGCAUCCAAUUAGGGAAGAACCCCGCCCCGAAAUGAGUUUGUUUCUAUGGCAGAAAUGAGCUUAGCUUCCUUUCUGGAGUGAAGUGGAAGCAUGAGUGCUUACACGAACGGAGGAAAGCGAAUUACUUACUUGCUUGGGGCUCGGUGGAAAGCUAUUCCACUGGCCGGAUAAAUAGUGGCUAUCCCGGCACCUUGACUUGAAUUGAGUUGACUGCUUCUUAGCAUUGACCUCUUAGCCGAGUUCUGUCACAAUCGCCGGCUAGGCUGCUUACUCGAAAGGGACUGACAACUCUUUGAGGCCGGUGUGAAUCUACCCAUUUCUUAUCCAUUGGCCAGGUCCCUGUUCUGUCUUUCGUAUUCUACUCGCAUUGAGUGAACUGACACAUUGAUUGGUAUUGGUACCAGAUGUGAAUGAAUGAGAUCAUUUCUGUUUGUCGGGAUGGGAUGGGAGCUGAUAUCGGUCCUUUGGACCUUGAUAGGUGGAAGGGGAGUUCAUGAAGUCGGAAGUUUGAUACAGCCUAAGAUUGGAUCUCUUGAUAUCUGACCUUGUUUCCAAUUCGGCUGCCAGCAGAUCAGAAAAAGUGUGUCCAGCAUUCAAGUAGGCAACCCUAUUAUUCCAAGCGUGGGCCGGGGCAAUCAUUCCUUGCUGCUAGAGACUAGAGAACAGACAAGAGAUUUGAACCGAGGCUGCAAUCAAUCAACGGCUUUCCUCCCUUCUUCGUGUAGUGUAGAUUGGCAGUACGGGAGACUGUUCUUCUUUUGUUAUUGGAGUCGAGGUACCCACCACCGGGAAAAGGAAAUCGGCCUUCAUUCGUUUUUCUUCGUCGUAGUCGUUUUCGUCCUCGGCUAAGGUAUCAUCAGAUAUAGAAGAAGCAGAGAGUGGGGUAAUAGCAAAAAAGGAAUAUAACUCGUCCGAGGAAGUGGGCUGUGGCAAGGUCUCUUUCGUAGAGAGGGUAAGUUCUUGCACCAGCAUAAGCUUUUCUUGCACCUUCUUUAGCAUAGGGUUGGGUUGGAGGUGAAGUUAUGGCUCAGCUUUCUUGAUCUGCUUUCUUGAGUGACAGUAGUUGUUUCUUUUCGAAUAGGAAGUCACUCGGAUUCGGAUAAAGGAGAAGGACCACGAUCAGAAAGAAAAGGGGAAUGCCGAACUGGAUACUCUGCUUAAAGGAAUAAGCCUCCCUUGGAUAGAUCGAAGAAAGAAGCACUGUGCGUUACCAGGUGUAGUGGAGAAAGCAAGGGCAAAGGUUUCAUCAGAAAGAGAUGCUCGAGCGAUACCAGGAUCACGAUACGAUUAAUCUGAUGGCGCAGCACGAACAGGAAAUAGAUAACCGCAAGGAAAGGGAACAGUUUAGUCCCUCCGAUCCGUCAAUCAACGAUAGGGUUACCCAGAAUUCUAAUUAAUAGGAAGGUUGGACUACCUCGAAUGGCAACAUGCUCGCUGAUUCCUACCACUCCUAUCUACAUAACUGCUCCAGAGAAGGGAAGGCAGAUGUCGAACCAGCGAUUGAGUGUACUAGUUCAUUUAAUGAUUGCAAAGCGGAGGCUAAGGACAUAACGAACAGUGCGCAAAGAAGAAAGCAUGGGCAUGGAUACGAGACCAGAAGGAAAGAACGAUCACCGUAAUGCGAUUAACCAGAGUAGCCGCCAGGGUGCAGUGCACCCUACGCUUUGAAUUCUUCUUGGCAGCUCAAGACCUUUCUUGUUCGUUCCUUGCUCCCAGCAAAAGAAGCAGCUUCUUAAGUGGAUUUAUCCGGGACUGAUACUCUUUUCCGAACUAAUAACCAAUGAUUUCCAUUUUGACCAAUGGAUACAGCUCAUGGUAAGACAACAUAUGGCUUCUUCCUUGAGGGAAUGUUCUAGCCGCCUCCUUCCGCCGUGCUUCCUCCGAUCAAACAGCUACCUAGGCUUCCUCGCAUACUCGGCUUUAUCUAGUUUAGGAUUGACUAUUCUCUGGUGGAUUAUCUGGUGUCAUAGUAGGAAUCACCCCUUUCUUCUCAGAUGGUCCAGUAUAUUGGUCAAGGCAGCUUGCUCCAAUCAUGCUUUGUUUAUUGAAUGAAGAGUUCACUCGUAGAAAUGUCCGUUCUUUCCUUUGAGCAUAUCCGUUUGAUUGCUCGUAGCGCUAACUAGCAUAGCAUCCGUUUUCUUGCUUGGUUUCUUUAGUAUCACAAGCCACGGAUUGAGCAACUAGCGCGGUCGGGUAGCUGCUUUCCUCUUUUCCAACCUCUUACCAACUCGGGAUGGCCUCCUCUCGGUCAAGGAUCCGACCUUCCCCUCGCUCCGGGGUUCUAUACUUUCGAUGCUUCUCUCGAUAGCUAUCCCCUGUUUAGUUUCUCGGCUUCCUAUCUCUUAGGAAAGACUAGCUGGAUCAGGUUAAGGGAAGGAAGUACGGGUCAAGUAAAGAAAUACAACUGUUAUCCACGAACAACCUUUUCUCAUAUGAAUACCGUGCGCCAGUAAGUAGUCCAUCAAAGCUAACCCGGGUUAACUACUCUCUAGGAAGCUUCCCCGUCCUAAUCUAAGGAAUGAAUGAGGGAAAGUCUUGUCUCUUCUUUUCCGACACCCACUUCUGGAUUGCCAAUUCUCAGAUUUCUCGGUUCCUUCUUUGGCUCGCCUUGACGGAUUACUUCGAUUACUACCGGACUUCCAGAUUAGCUGCUUUUUACGCUUCACGCCUUUCCCUGCUGGGGUGGUGUCUUUCGUAGUCAGAAGCCUUGUUUGGCCAUCAGGCAUUAUGUAGUUGGCACGGGAUGCGUACUCCUCUCCUCCUAAGAAGCAAGGCAAGGGAUUUUUCGCAAACUAGCGCGUUGUCGACGAUGAAAAGAAUGCGAACCGAAGACCCCUUCCUCUCGAAGUGCGGUGCGUGCCAUCGUAAGUGUGACCCUCCAUCUCAUAUUUAUUCAUUCAGCAGAAACAUAAAUCUACUCGAGGAAUCACUCCUUUCUUCUUCAUUAUAUAUAAUCUAAGGUGAUAAAGAGUAGGAUUUGGAAAUUCCUGAUCCCGCCAAAGCAAAGUCCGUCCCUCCUUCCUGACGAAUGCUUAUUUGCCAUCUAAUUUCCCAGAAGAGCAGAAGUAUAUCUGGGGAUCGUCCACAUUGAGGACUUGCCAUUUGCAUCUUUCAUCUCAAUGAAAUAGUAUUUUAUCACGUUGAGGAUUUCCCCGGUAGUUGUUUUGGUCUAAUCUUGAUUACUAAUCAUCUGGCUUAGCUCGACCUACCAAUUUAACUUAUCCUAGGGACUCGUUCGUUCACCGUGGACUAUACUCUACUAAACUCAGAGUCGAGGUCUCUUCUUCUGGAAUUGAUCCUUUUCUGAGUUCGCUUAUCAACUUAUCUUUCCUAUCGUCGUACUGGUUAAGGGUAGAAAUCCAAGGAUAAAGGAGAGGAAAAAGCGUUCAUUCUGCCCAAUGCCUUGAACCCGUUCGGUCUCCCUUAAUUGUGAUUGAAAUGACGAUGGCAACAGGUUUCGCUUCUGCAGCGGGCAUAUUAUAAGCAUCAGCCAUAAAAUCUAGAGAUCGCAAUGCGUUACCCACUUUUGGAUCCGUAAAACGGAGAACAUCAGUCCAUAGAGGGACUUUCCUGAAUUAGUGAUACGAAAAAGUAAACGAAUAAAUGUGGGAAAAGUUGGGGACAGAAAAAGUUCCGUAAUCGUCCUAUUUUUUCGUCCUUGUGGAAGCGAGAAAUGCGUAACGACUUGAUUUUUAGAUAGAGGAUAUUGGAAAGAAGUGCGUAGGUAGGCCUCAACGUGUUCAUUGAGUAGCUUGAGGAAGUUUGCCAUUGUGAGACGGUUAAGGCCACCCCUAAACUCCUGGACCAGUCUACCAGUGCUAAUACUUUUCCCCCACAUCUUUAAAGGAAUCCUAACUUUGAUGCCCCCACUAUCUGUAAAAGAGACAAGCAACCCUGUCCCACCAAGAAAAAUGAGAAGUUUCUCAGAGGUAAUCUCCUCCCAGCAGGUCUAACUUAUCGCAAUAAUUUUUGAGUCGCAUUAAAGAAAUUUGGAAUUCGUGGAAUGCCUAACAAGAUGGUGAUCCACAGUAAGAAGAUAGUAUGUAACUAGAGGGCGAGAGUUGUAAGCCAAUAGGGGGAAGUAGAAUGCUCAGGUGGGAGGAAUCCAAGCCUAAGCACCGGAUAACUCGUACAGAAGGAUAGAGGAAGAGAACCGGGUGGCUUGACACCUGGUGAUGUUAGAAAGAAGACAAGUGCUUAUGCUUAUAAGGAACCCCAAGGUUAGCUUAUAGCUCUUGAGUCUUAUCUUAUCCCUCCUUCAUCCCUAUUGCUUCAUGCUAUGCUUGUACGACUUCUUACUGAUUCCUAUCUUCUCGGCGUUGGCUUGUACUUCUGCUUAUAGGGUACCUGCGUUCUUCAUCAAUACUGAAAGCGGAUGGACUGUUGGCCAAGCUAAGGCAAAGCCGAAUCUCAACUAAAUCUGACUUAUUUUCACAGAGGAAGAAGCUUCUUUUUAGCCUAGUGCUUAGAACGAAAGCCAUUGCAAAGAAGCGAAGGGCGCUAAGCGGGGAUGGUCAAAAAGUAGAAACUUAUACUUUCUGGUAAACAACUGGUUAGAAAACCGUAUCCCUGCCCCAUUAAGCGUGCUUGGGAAAGACUCCAGCUUUAUGAAAGAGGUAGGCCCCCGUAACCAAUUUGAAAGGGACACUGGCCUACUAGGAAUUUGCAAAUAGAAAGCCAGGACAUGAAAGUAAGACAGAUAGGAAAGGGGAUACCUAACCCCCCACCCAGGAAAAAAACUAUGUGUGGUCAUACUCUCUGCCACAACUUUACUUUACUUUUGCCCCUUUCCGCCCUAUGGUUCUUGCUAUUUGUGGGUCCUUUCCAAAGGGUUUCAAGUGAGAUAACUAGUAGUGUAGUGCAAAUAGUGGGCUCGUAGCAGGCUGUCUUAGGGAGUUUGACAAGAUCCCAAGUUUGAUUCUUUUCAAGUGCUCUUAGCUCCUCCAACAUGGCCUCUUGCGGCUCCUACGAGCUUAGCUUACUAUCAAACAAACUUAUAUCCUGCUUUUCAUCUGUAGGUUUUCCCCCAUUCAUAGGUCAUCUACUUCGGCUUUUCCUUCUUCAUCUUGUUGUUGAAGAAUAUCGUCUCCAUCCAUUUAGGGAAUUCAUACAUCUGGACUCGUUGCCCAUUCAUUUCACUUCUGCUCGCAGCACUUCCGUACGGGCCAGCAGUGCCUAAGUCAAAGCCUUUGAUUCUUCUCCCUUAGUGAAAGUGGGGCAAGAUUAGACCUAUGAUGAGACUACCUAUUAGUGUGUUGCUUUGGUGCAAGAGGUGAUCCUAUUUUAUCAUUCGUUGAGGAGAAGAAAACUGCGAAGGAAGUGAUAGAUCAUGGCACCGGGGAUGAUGCGAUUCAAAUAUUAGGGAGGCCACAUCCAGUACCACACAUUUUCUUCCGUGGAUAAGAAAGCCUAUUAUAUUAUAUUAAGUAAGGGCCUAUGGCUUGGGCUACUGUGACAUCUGUUUAGUCAUAACUGCUUUUAUAAUUAAUAAAGGCACUGCGGCAUCUGUAAUGGACUACCUUCCGCUACUGUUUAGUCUGUUCUCUUUAACUGUCCCUUUAUUGUUUAUAGGACUCGUAUUGAAGUCUUGGAGUUUUAUUUUACUUGAUCUUUCUCACCCACUAGACUCUUUCAAUAUCAUAUAGAAAGGAUGAAUUAAAUAUCAUUAAUCAAGGCGCGUAGCGAUUAAGGUGAAUCAAAUCCUCACUCUGUCCUUGUGUUCAUGAUAGCCCUAGGCAGCAUAGUUGGUGUCCUGUAGGAAUGGUUGUAGAAGGUAGGCAGUCCCAAUCCUAGCCCAUUGCUUUUACUUAGUCCAUACACUCCAUGGCUUACAUGACAUAUCGGACAUACUACAGCAUGAGGCAUACUGGACAGACUGCAUAGGCUUAAGUAGUAGACUCAUGGCUUACAUACUGGACAGACUGACUCCUGUAAUGCUUAUUGCCAAUCUAGCUAAUGGGCUGACUUCAUUGGCUUGCUCUCCUCACCUAUGGAUUCGUAUUGAAGUCUUGGAUGAUGUAGUUUAUCAAUCUUAGAGCAUGGUUCGUACCAUACCUGUAGUGCCGUUCCUUGUGGUUCUUCUCCUGUGGUUGCUUUAACGAGCUGGAAGCGCCCUUCGACCGGCCCAGCGUUGCCGAAGAGGAUUCGAAGACAAAUGGCAAUGAAAGGUUGUGGGAAGAGCUUAUUUGAAUGAAAAGAGCAGAAAGAAGCAAGUCGGGGUGAAGAAGACGUACGGUGAGACAAAUACUGACUUGUAAUCGCUGAGUCUACUGACUUGUAUUCGCGGAGUCUAUAGUAUGCUCUUUUCUCUCUUUCUUGCAACUUCGUUCUUUUCUUUUUUGCAUCCUUUUCUCAAUGUCUUAUUUGAUCUCUUCCACCUUGCCUAUGCCUAUCGGGUAUCCUGCCCCGGUGUAUGUACCAUAAUGGAUUUUAGCAUAAGAACAGUGCUCUUCCUCGUUGGCUCGGUCCCCCCUCUCUCGUUGUCAGUUUGUCCACUAAUUCUUCUUACCAAGGCACAAAUCUGCUGCAUCUAUUUCAAGAGUUGCACCUCACUCGUCACCACGCCAUAUUGGCUUUUCUCUUUCCACUGCCUCAGCCACCACUCCUUAGCUGCAUAAUCCUUGACGAGAUCGUAAUGUUUAAUUAGUUCCAGCCACGCUGUGUCAGAUUUCAUUCCUGAUGCAUUUUUCUUUUAUUGUCUGGUGAUUUUGAAAAGUCGGCACCCACAGAUCUUCAGUGCGAAUAUUAGAGCAGACAACUCAAAAUCGUGCGUAGGAUAGUUAUGCUAGUGGGCAACUGGCCUUUCCCAUAGGCUAUGACACAGCAUAAGAAGAAAGCUUCGCUCAGCCUAAGUCAAUAGGGUAUGAUCCGUCUCUGGCACGGGCAUGGCUAGAAUGGGCACGAACUGGUCAUUGUCAUAGGGAUGCUAGCCAUGGUGUAGUAGCAUGAUUAUAAUAGGGUUGAGGUCAAACUUUCUAUUUGAAUAGGGACCAGUUAAUAUAUACAUUUUGAAACUAGAAGGUGUUUCCUUAGCUUCAAAGUCUGGGUCGAAUAAAGAGAAACUCCACUGGUAAUGUGAAAAGAGCCCUACCCGCCUUCAUAGAAGAUAAGACGGAACAAACUUCUUCUUUGAAACUAGGCUAAGGCUUGUAUUCUUUAAAGUAUUUGUUUUCAUUCUUUACCUUUCUUGCAGCUUUGGAAAGAGUUAUCCAGCAAAAUGAGAUUCAAGUCCCUUGCCCUGGUACUUUCCUUAUGAUAGAUGGUAGUUCGGUCGUUUAUUCGCCCUCUCCCUAGUUUCAGUGAAGAAUUGCUUGCUCUACCUACUACAAGAAGAACCUAUCGUAGCAUACUAUGGAAAAUUGAAGGGUGUGCGGACUUAAUGACAAAGAUUAAGGCCAGUACCUGUGUGUACUUGUGGUGUGGUAUAGUAAGUGGUAAAAGGCAGGCUACUAAAGCGUCCGAUGUGUGCACCUUUUUCACUGCUUCUACUAAGCCUUUUUGCAUGGAUUACGAACAAGACCCUCCUUCAUCCCUAUUGCUUCAUGCUAUGCUCUAAAAAAGCAUUACCAUUCAUCCUCUCAUUUUCCAUAAGAGCAAAAGCAAGCUCAAAAUCCAGAAACUGCGUUCGCAGCGGAACGGAAAGAAGACCCUUCCAUUUUACUUUGAGGUGAAAUGCAGAGAGUACACCAAUUAAUGUCUGCGAGUUAGGCACCAAGAGCAAUAAGAAAGCGUUGGAAAUGUUGGCUAAUGGAUGCAAAUCUCAUCCUUUGUCUUUGAGUUUAUCUCUACCGCUGACGUCCACAACACUGCCUGGAUUGAGACUCAUUAUCUCCUCCUGCCCCUACUUCUAUGAGAGAAUCAUCCCACUUUAAGCCAUAUAUCCCCCACAUUGCUAAUUAGUUUCCUUGCCAAAGUUUUUAUUUCGGUAUGUUAUUUGAAUACCGAACUUCUGUUCAAGCUAUUUUUUAAUAACCUUCACUGCAACAGGAUAGAUCCCUUUCACUUGAGAUUCUUAUUAAUUAUAGAGCUAUCCAACCUUUUCUUCCUUCUUUCCACAUCAAAUCCACAGCACGCAUGCUCAGGUUGAAAAGUCUUAAGUUAGACCAUCUUCGCCAACUUAUGCAUGGAUCCAAAAACGAUAUUCCUGCUUGACACACUUUGCCUUUACCCAGGAUCACUCUUCUUCGGAAAAGCAUACUCCAUCUACUUUUUAAUAGCUCCACUAAAUGCUAUUGCGUGAGGGUACUGUGCACCUACUUACAUCUUAGCCUUGUACUGCGCCGGGUGCUUUGCUCACUAUGAAAGCUGGUAAUAAGAUUCGAUAUAAGGAAUGACUCAGCUACGCUUCCUUCUUCCGCACCAGUAGCUUCUAAGUCCAAAUAAGGUUAUUUCCUGGUCAAUCGAUCACAUGAUGACUUCUUCAAUAACUCUUUGACCCUAACUAUGUAUGCAUCUGCUUUGCCAAUAAUGAGAUUUCCAAGCAUUCCAGGCUUUGACACCACCUUUUUCUAGGCCAUGUCAGAGCUAAAAAGAAGUUGUUAAUUGAUAAAUAAAAGCAAAGAGAUUUGAGCCAUAUGCAUAAAGCUUAAACUUACUUAUUGGCAUACGAGCAGAAGCACAGGAAAUGAUGAGAGGCGCGCAGCGAUUGAUUACUAGCAUAUUCAAUUAGACAGGUUUCUUUUCAAUCAACACAAGCAGCAGGCGUAGCUUUUCAUUCACUCGCUCUAAGCACGGGAAUAGAAUAAAGGUAUGGGUCCCCCACCUUACCAUCCGUUCUGUCAGACCAAUUGCUAAAGAGUUUUAUUCGAUUUGAGACAAUCAGGAGAUGGGCCUUUCUCAAAUUGAACAGCCGGCCGCUACUAAGCUAUACUAUAUAUAGGCUCUAAAGGUCUUACUUUAAGAGUACUCCUAUUAUGUAUGGGUGGAUCCGCUCUACGUAAUGAAGCCAGCCUAAUUGGAUAGCAGCAGGACUUGCGAAGUACCCAGGCAGGAUAGUAAGCUACUCAUAAGGUUUUAGGGAAUGGCGUUUGGACUCCAAGUCUAUGCCUCCAACCAUGUUACAAGUGCCCAAGUCUAAGUUCUUCCAAGAGUUCAGACAGGGGAUAGGGUAUUUACCGGUAAGCUCUUUCUCAAUGCAUAUUUUAAAAUCGAUGGGGGUGGGUCGGAUUUGAAAAGAAAGGACCCCUAUUACGGAAGUAGCUCAGUCAGUCAGCUAUCUUGAACGUUCUUUGCAAGCACUAUUGAGCACUAAGCAACUCUUGCUGUCCCUAAAGGGCCCUUCUACCUUUUCAGAGAUAGCUGGUACAUGACAUCCAUUAUAUGCUAUUUUGGAAGUGAGAGAAUGCACAACAUACUGACAGAUAGGCCAAAGGCUCCCUUGGCUCCAAAAAGGAAGGACGGUGCCCUCUUUCUCGCUACAUCGGUUUUCGUUUGGUUUAUGCUUGCUUUCGUACUGUGUGUGAUCUUUCCGACCUCUUCUCUUCCUUUCUUUUUGGCGAAGCGAAGAGAAAAAACGGGACCAUGAGCACAGGAGCCGCAGGCGAGGGUACAUGGACCGCAUACAGGGUAGUUCCCCGCACUUGAAGCAUAGCCCACGAGCACGGCGAUAAGUUCGUUUGGUAAACAAACGGCUCUGCCCUAGCUUCUACUUCCUAGUUUAGUUGAUAUCUAGGUUCCAGUGUAGUAAGUCUUCCAAAUGUAUAAACACUUUUCUGGUGUGGUUGAACCUAUGAUUAUGAUCGGUUGGGCGAUCCGCCUAUAGCCAGCCUUGGUCCAGGGCGAGCAUUCACAAAGGUUUUUCUUCUAAAGGAAAGAGGGCUAAGAAGUUCCAGGUGAGCGAUCUACUCAUCUUCCUGCUAAAGGCAAUCUCUAUUACCGGAACGUUUUUUCUUAUUCUUUACCCAGGCAGGCCUAUCUCAGUUCCGUUAGUAGUUAAAGAAUAUAAGGUACCAUGAUGUAUUAUUAGUUGGAACCAAGCAUUAUAGAAAGUACUAGUUAUUACAAGCCUAGGUAGAGUGCUUUUAUCCAGCCAGGUGAAGCUCCACUCAACAGCUUCCAUCCGCUGGGCUCUUCUUUACAGUACAGGCCAUCAACAAGUAGAGGAAGGUCGAUUGGAUCAUGUCCGAAUCCCAUUGCAGAAGAGUGAAAAGCAGAUUUAUGUAUACAUACCAUAUGACUGAACAACUCUUUUGACUGCAGACCCGUAGGAGGAAGGUGGAGUUAGUUAGAUGAAUUGCACCCGACAUGGCUCGAUGCGUCGCAGCACGCCAUCCGUGGAAGAACACACAUGAAUAGAAUAGGCCUCCAUACUUGCCCAGCCCACAGCAAGCAUCAGUGGUGGUCACAAAACCUGCACAUUGUAAUUCGAUCAUAAUGUGAGUGCUUCCCCAGAGGCAGAAGCUGAGUCUACAAAAAGGUGGGAGCAUAAAAUGUAGGUGAGUCAAUUGCGUGUGGCCUUCAAGUAUUUCGUAUUGUAACAAUAUUCAAUCGGCAUCCAAACAAAGGUGCAUGUACGGUUCCUAAGGGAUACAAUUUUGUCCUAAUCAACCAAACAAGCAACGGAUUGAGCAACUAGCGCUAGGCGCAUCCGUUUUCUUGCUUCAUCGAGAAAGAUUAAAUAAGUUGAUAGCGCGAUCUCGUACUAACACAUACUCUCUAAAUAUUGAAGAACUUGCAUGCGGCCACAACCGCGGUAUGAGUUCUGAUCUCAGACUUUGUUUGGGGGCUGCUUGCCCCUUCGCGUCGACAAGGAAACUGUGGACGACAAUGGGUUUAGAAUUAGAAUAGAACGAGGACCCUAUCGAACAAAUAGAGGAAAGGGCAGAAAGGGGCAAAAGUAAAGUCUAAGCGACAUAUGGCACGAAAAGGAAAUCCAAUUUCGGUAAGACUUGAUCUGAAUCGUAGUUCAGAUCCAAGUCGGUUCAGUGAGGGCGACCGCGAAAGUCACCGAAUGGGUUCGGUCCGUCUUUUCCUGAUCUUUGUUUGUCCCCCCAAAGGCGUGAGAGGACGUUGCAGAUGUCCGGGACGGACACGACUUCUUCUAACGCUAGAAGACCACAGGAAGAAACCCGGGACCAGAGCAUGUCGUGAAAGACGCACACGGGGCGGGCGUGCUUCGGAUCAAUGUCCCCAGAAGCAAGGAGUAUGCCUGCGUGUUUCGACGAGAACACCGAAAAAACCUAAUUCAGCUCUACGUAAGAUAGCAAAAGUACGGUUGAGCAAUCGACAUGAUAUAUUUGCUCACAUUCCAGGCGAAGGUCAUAAUUCGCAGGAACAUUCUAUAGUCUUAGUCAGAGGGGGUAGAGUGAAAGAUUCGCCAGGGAAGAGGCUCUGAAAAUGGAAUUGAAAAAUGACUGCUCUACUCUACAAAAUGGCAAUACUUUCCGUGGAUAUCUGAACGAGUUACAAAAGUACUACAGAGGAAGAUCCAGAUCUUACCGUUUGUAUGAACGACAAAUCACUGCUGUACAGGAGUUCAAGGAACCAUACCCGACACCUGCUAGCACUGAGACGCUUAGUAUAGCCUAUAUGGAGCUCAUGAAUAUGCAUGCCUAUCCGCAAAUCCAGGGUGGGGCCAAGUUCACCCUUCAACUUAGAUUAAAAACAGACGACGAUAUAGCUAAUAUUACCAUAACCACAGCCAUUAGGCUUACAUAUGCGGACGGUACGCUAAUUCCUAAGGAGUUCAUUUUCCAGGAAAUCUAUAAAGCAGUCAAGGUGUUUGCAGAAAACUACGGCGAUUCUGAGGUCCUGGCUAUCAUGAUAAGUUGUUAUACCGAUGGGUGUUUAGAUGUAGUACGACUUCCUACUAAAGAAGAAUCUGAUAAUUCUUUAAAGAAUGUUUUCUAUAAGUAUUGCGAAAUCACUAAUUUUAAAAAACCUAUGACGCCCAAAAACCAGCAUAAAGUAGCUCGCUAUAAUUGCUAUAUAACAAAAGAAAAUCAAGUGAUAAAGAACAAAACGAAAUUCAUAGUGGCCGAUCUAGAAACGAUUCCCUAUAAAUUAGGAGAAAACGACGAAUACAAUACACACGUCCCCUACGCAGGGGGGUAUAUGACGAUUGAUACGGAUAAGGGAUUAGAUGAAAAUAAAAUUAUAAUGUUCUAUGCUGAUGACUACAAAAUACUAUACGAAGAUUUUAAGUCAAUGAGUACAAAGAUGCUCACAGUUAUGAUGAACAGGUUGAUCAAAGAAGCCAGAUCAGCAAGAACAUGUUUGGUAGUAUACUUUCAUAAUUUAGGUCAGUUCGAUGGUCUUUUUAUACUAAGGCAUUUAACAAUGGAACACAGGGGUUUGGUAGUAGAACCCUUGGUUCGAAACCGUAUUAUUUACAAGAUAAGUGUCUAUACAGUAUCCCCCAAGGGCAGGCGAAAGAACAUAUUGUCGUUCCAAGACUCAUACCACCUUUUUAAAGGUAAAUUAGAAGAACUAGCCCGUUGUUUUUGUCCUAAACUAAACGGUAAGGGUGUUAUCAACCACGACAGUGUUUCGCUCGACAAUCUGGGGAUAUAUAAGGACGAUUACUUAUCUUACCUAAAACAAGAUAUUAUGCUACUAGGCGCUGUUAUGCUCGAAGCAAAAGCUAUCUAUUAUGAUUUGUAUCAGGUCGACAUACUUAAUCGAUUAACAAUAUCUUCACUGGCCCUCUCCAUCUUUAGGCGUAAAUACAUAAACGAUAGUGAAAAGAAUAGGAUCUACAUCCUAAACGACAAUGAAGAACAAUUCAUUAGGAGUGGAUACUACGGCGGUCAUACAGAUGUAUAUCUACCUACGGGGGAACAUUUGAAGUAUUACGAUGUGAAUUCUCUAUACCCCUAUUCUAUGUUAUCAGAGAUGCCAGCGGGCAAGCCUAGAUGGAAAAAUAAUCUUGGGUUAAAGAAAACCAAGAUUGAGCUGAAGGAUAUGUUUGGUUUCAUUAAAGCGUUCAUAAUAUGCCCUGCUGACAUGCACAAGCCAUUUCUACCUUAUAAACAGAGUGACGGUACGCUCAUAUUUCCAACUGGUAGGUUUAUAGGUGUCUAUUUUUCUGAGGAGCUAAAGUAUGCUGUAAGUAUCGGUUACAAGGUCUACCCAAUCUGCGGCUAUCUGUUUGACAGAAUGGAAUCACCAUUCAAGGAUUUUGUGAAUGAUAUCUACCGAAGAAGGCUUGAAGCAAAGGCUAGAGGGGAGAAAGCUUUAGAUUUUAUUCACAAGACCACUAUGAAUAGUCUCUACGGCAGGUUUGGUAUUAACCCUGAAAGCACUACCACCUUAAUUCUUAAUAAAGAAGAAGCACUCAAAUUCCCUAUGGAGCAUGAAGGAUUUAUGCAUAGCGAAGAACUAUGUGCUGAUAGGUUCCUCAUAACCUACAAAAAUAAAAGAAGUGCUGAAUUACAGCGAAAACGCGAAAAACCCCCGGCUAAUGCAGCAGUGCAAAUCUCAGCAGCCGUCACAGCCUAUGCGAGGAUACAUAUGUAUCCAUAUAUAGCAAGGGAGGAUUGCUACUAUACUGAUACGGAUUCUAUUGUUGUUAAGCACCCUCUUCCCGCUGAUGAAGUAUCUGCGACCAAAUUAGGUGCUUUCAAGCUAGAACACGAUGUUACUAAAGGGGUCUUCCUAGCUCCCAAGUCCUACAUGUUACAGACGGUAAGAGAUGAGCAGAUCGUGAAGCAUAAAGGUGCUGGAAAAAUAAUGGCUAAUGAGAAGUGGUUCAUAAACCAGCUAGAUGACCCUCAUCUCAAGCAUACUUUCGAAUACGAACUAAAGUUCAGUAGGAACUGGCAUAAGCUGCUGGUGGAAAAGAAAACAGCGCGUAUCACUAUGGGUAUAGAAAGUAAGAAGCGAGACUUCGUUUUUGACCGGUAUGGUAAAUGGGUUGGAACUAAACCUAUUCAUGUAGGAGAUGGGGAUGUUAAUAGUUUGAAUCCCACAUCCUAUAAGCUAAUUAAGAGCUUGCUGGAGCAGAAUGAGGAUCUCCGAGUAGAACUCGCUAAAUCUGAACAGAUGAAAUCUGGUACACAGAAUAUCAAAGAUUCUAGUAAGAAGAAAGCUUCUAAGAAGAAGUCUGACAACCCUGAUAAGAAAGCUGAAUAAAUAGAUAGAUAAGAUAACCCGCAAGAUCAAUCAAAACAAAAUCCAGUAAGAAAAGCUGGAGAUCUAUCCACCAUCGAGGGUACACUCCUGCGGUACAACCCUAACCACAUCUACCAUCACUAGGCCUCCCCCUACCCAUCAUUUUGAUUUCUACAGUCCUAUAGUUGGGUAUAAGUUCAGAGGGCUGAAGCGAAGAGCUAAUCUCCUUGCUGGUGAAGAGUAGCGAGUUGGAAAAAAGAUCGAUCGCCCCUCUAAGAGCCGAGUAGCAUCAUGGUAGAUAUCUUCUGCGAGGUAGGCUUUCCUAUCUGCCGAGUAGACCUAUCAUACUAGCCGAGUACUCCUAUCAUACUGGAUGAAAAGAUUAAGGGUGAGGCCUUGGGUGCAUCUAUUUCAGCACUCUCCCUUCUUCAAGGAUGUACUGUACAUUACGGAGAUAAAUUCAUUGAAGUACAUCUUUCCCCUACUAUUGUGUCUACUUUUAUCAAACCUUUGCCUUUACCGCGUUAGCCUAGUUAAGAAUAUGAUAUAUAGUUAAAAAAAUUCUAUCUAAUAAUAGCAACCUUCCUCGUAAUACCAACCUUAGCUACCUCCCUCUACCCUUCUAUCGAGAGUAGCUAUCCAUCAUGAAACAAAGAUUAGCUUUCUUUUUAUUUCUUGAGUGUGGAUACUUGAAUUCCGACUUAUAUGUUGAUAUAGUAUCAAUAUUGAUAUAGAACGAUCAAAAAUAGGUGGUUGAUAAUUGUGCAACUAUACUCUUUUAGUGUGGACGUACUACCACCAACACCCACUCAACCUUUUAUUCGUUACUAAUUCAUUAGCUGUACUAAGUCUUGCUUGAGGGAAUAGGGUUAAGCCGUCCUCACGAGGUAUAAUAGCAUUAUCUCUUCAACGUCGCUUGAUGAUCAUUUUCUCUUUAAAGAGAGUCUAACUCCCUCUUGUCCAGAUACGGAAUCCAUUCCUUGGUAUUACUCUUCCUUUCAAGGAUCUCACUUUGUAGGCUAUACAUUCAAUAAAAUGCACAUUUCUUUUACGUUCUAUAGUAUCAAUUCCUUUCCUUACAAUCACUCUAUCCUUUCUUCACCUUUUAUUCUAUGUAUUCAACCUAGGAUACCAAUCCCUUCCCUUUAUGAAUCCGAGCUCGCCCUCCGGGGGGAUGAAGGAAAACUGCAUUAUUUGUUAUCGUCCAACCACCUCAGCUUUGGAAUACCUAAUAACAUACCUCCCUAGUUCCCCGCUAUCGCUAUCAGCCUUAAAGCCAACCUGAUAUGGCGAACAAAAGAAACCUAGCUUGAGCCUUCACUCUACCUAGAACCUAAUUACUACCUAGCUUUACCUUCGCGGGUAUUCUUACAAUAGGGAUACCAUGAUCAAAUGUCUUCUGAAUUCCACACCUCAAGGCAGCCAUCCUCAUAAAGGAUAAGAGCUUUGUCAUUGUUGUCGGCCAGUAAUAACCCCUCGGACUCAAUCUCUCUUUUGACUCUAUAUAUGUGGGCACCUGAUAUCUAUGAGGGUUCACCCACCCCGGUGACAGCAUUCCUUUCUAUUGCGCCUAAAAUCUCUAUUUCUGCAAAUAUGUCACGUGUUUCUAUUGUUGCUUCCUAUGGGGGUACAUUACAACAAAUCUUCUUUUUCUGCAGCAUUGCUUCUAUGAUCUUAGGAGCACUGGCCGCCAUGGCCCAAACGAAAGUAAAAAGACCUCUAGCUCAUAGUUCGAUUGGACAUGUAGGUUAUAUUCGUACUGGUUUCUCAUGUGGAACCAUAGAAGGAAUUCAAUCACUACUAAUUGGUAUAUUUAUUUAUGCAUCAAUGACGAUAGAUGCAUUCGCCAUAGUUCCAGCAUUACGGCAAACCCGUGUCAAAUAUAUAGCGGAUUUGGGCGCUCUAGCCAAAACGAAUCCUAUUUUGGCUAUGACCUUCUCCAUUACAAUGUUCUCAUACGCAGGAAUACCCCCGUUAGCCGGCUUUUGUAGCAAAUUCUAUUUGUUCUUCGCCGCUUUGGGUUGUGGGGCUUACUUCCUAGCCCCAGUGGGAGUAGUGACUAGCGUUAUAGGUCGUUGGGCGGCCGGAAGGUUGCCAUGAGUAAGGUUGGGAGACCGAAGGCUGUUUUCCGUGCACCGGACACGUAGCUUACCGAAUCAGUUGCAACACAGAUGGGAAUGCAUGCUACGAAAGACAGGGUCGAGUCUGAUACAUCAACCGUCGACUCCAUAUCCUUGUACGAGUCCACAAUCACUACACGAGAUGAACCUGGGUUUGGUGAAUGGAAGUUGGCCUUAGGUGUAAUAGGACUCCCAGUUACUGCGCGCGAUCGUAUACUGGGGUGCUCCCCGUCGGUUGUUGGAACGACGCGAGCCGGGCCUCGAUUCCUUUCAUAAAGAUGAAGGGACAGAGGUGACUAAUUCCCCAUCUCAUUUGGGGCGGAAAACGAAUCGACAUCUCGAUGUGAUACAGCCCUUUCCAUUUUCGUUGGGAAAGAACGGCGAAGUCCAUCCGAACCCUCCAAUGAAGAAAUAAGAGGAGAGCAAAGCGCCAAUGGCGCGCGAAGGCGGAAGGGGCACGGAGAAAUAAAGAAGUGUGGAGGAGAAGCAGCUUCGCUUCCUGGGCCCAAAGCAGUGCUUUGUUUCCUGGCCAAAUCAAGGAUUUGGGGCUGAUUGCAAAAGAUAUCUGAAUAGAAAGAUAGAUCCAUCCAUCUAUCCAGAUAUCUAAAAAAGAAUCGAUUUUGAUUUCAUGAAACCUUUGAUUCAAAGAACUGCGCUUAGCCCCCCCGCUCAUGAAACGGCUCUGCUGCAAUGGAUGGCAGAGGGUCCGUAGUACCCGAAGCACUGGAGUGAUCCAGUAGCCGGGAAGGGGCCUAGAAGUGCCUACUACUACACCACACUACACUUGGCUCUACACAUUUACAGAGCUUACCCCUGUCCAGUGUCUGGCAGAACGUUGGGGGCUUCAAUCGUCGACUCGUUAUCCCCAUCUCAGCCCAGGCUAACGGAGCCUGACUUAUUCAGGGGAGAGAGUGGAGCCUAUCGAAGCACUCUUGAGAGUAAGAUCCUUGGCUCCUCUUCAUUCUCUACAGGGGUCUCUGCCCACAUGGAAGCGGGGCAGAGAUGGAUAAGAUCAAACACGGGAAUAAGAAGCAUUUAAAAUGCCUUUUUUAUCAUUUUUAUAGAGGGGGAUGGAUAAAGUGGGCAAAACAGACUCACAUUUUUCAAUCGAAAAGAUGGGUUCCUUUUUCGUCUCGACAAAGAAAGAAUCAUCUUGAAAACGCUCCUAACCCCUUCGUAGGGCCGUGUAUAGUAAGUGAUCCGAACCUGCCCGGAGCGAGCCCCCCCUUAGAGGCAAGUGAAGUUGGUGAGCCGUAUGAUGGGCAACUAUCUCCUGCGGUUCGGAGAGGACUCAGCUGUUAGUUAGUACCCCCUUGGUUUCGGGGUGGACCCUUUCACUCUAUUUUAUUAUAUACGCUUAGCGAAAAGAAUGUUUUUUGAUAGACCUAGGACAUGGAUUCUAUAUGAACCAAUGGAUCGUGACAAGUCGUUACUACUAGCAAUGACUUCCUCUUUCAUUACUUCAUCCUUUCCAUAUCCCUCUCCCUUGUUCGAUCUUACUCAUCAAAUGGCACUCAGUUCAUAUCUGUAAAUUCGAUCAUUUACAAGGUUCAAAGAAAGGGUGGACUGCAGGUAAGCACUAAUUAAAACCUCUGCAUUUCCGUGAUUCAAAAACAAGGGCGUACGUAGCCCAUUGUAGAUUCCAGCCGAGAAGAUUAAGGAAUUGUGACAGCAACCAUGUUACUUGCUAAAUUUUGCCUAUAUCUACUCCAAAACUGGAGGCAUUCAUCGAAAGCUAGCAAGAGUAUUUCAUCCUUAGUGAACUGAGAGAUGUUCUAUCGCUCCGCGCCUUAUUUACUUAUUCAGUCUAAAUACGCUCCUUCGGGCAUAAUAAGCAGAGUCUGGGAGUUAUAGAAAGUAGGUCAAGUAGUGAAGAAGUUGGGUCUUGGGUAAGCAUGUUGGACUAGAUAGAAAGACGCAUUACUUCGGACUUGGGUAACUCUUGACGCCGAUAUAGAUGUGUUUUCUUUUUGCCUAUAAGAAAUCCUCCUUUAUGUAUGACUGGGCUUGUGAGAAGUGGUCUAAUACUAUCUAUUCAGAUAUGUCUCUUCUUAUCUUAUGGAUAAGCUAGGGAGGGCAUAGGUAAUUGCUUGGGGGGGCUAGUCAAUGAAGAAUUGAGUAUCUAAUAAUAAUUUCUUGUGGGCAAGAGUAGGGUUGACUUGGUAGGUAGAACUAUUCUUAUGGCUAAGAAGCUAGGCCGAUAUGCUCAUACUAAGUGCUGUAAUCUCUCAUUCAUGCGCAUUAAGGAAAUUGUAAAGAAGAAAGUAAAACGCUCUACGCCUCGUCGAAUAAGAGUGUUUCCGGAUCAUAUCUAUUCUUCUCGGGUACUCUUUCUUAAUGAGAAAAUCAUAACUUGAUCCGAUCUUUAUGUCGCACAGUGGUGUCCCAGGCUAGGGCUGCAGGUCCAGCAUAAGAAUCUAAACUAAAAAAGUAUGUUUACGUGGUCCAUAAAUAAUGGUGACAGAAAUCCCUCCUACUGCGCCUCAACUUGGACUGGAGCUUUCGGGUCUCUAGGUAUUGAAUUAAAGAACGGGUUUAGCUUUGCUUUGGGGGGAGUCCUGGUGGGGAGAUAUGCUAGCAGGUAAUGGCUCAGCUUCUACUUAAAAAGCGUUUUAAGCGGGUUUCCCUAUUUAUUUGCGGGUCUCUCGUACAAGAUUCUAUCAGUUACAGCGGAUUCAAGGGAUGGAGCCAGAUCUACUAUCCGCUUGCUGUCCCUAAGCUGAUAAUUGCCCGAGCCUAUUUGUUUUUUUCCGGGGAGGGGCACAUAGCGAUAGAUACUUUAGAAACCUAUCACUAAGAAUAAGAAGCGGGCUCACUGAAAACCAAACUGUUCGUAUUUCUUUAAAACGCUGCUGCCCUAGCCGGGGGUCUGUCUAUAGAAGAAGGGAAUCAAUAGGAAGGAGUCUAGCCCGAGUGAAGGGUUGAUUCAACCAAAGCAAGAAACAACCCUAUCUUCUGAGUGAAGGGACAACCCAAUCAUUCCUAAGUACCAGAGCCAUGGCGCGGAGUACCAUUACAUUACCGGCACUUUUCUUUGAAUCACUUCUUUGAUCAUUAAGAUCCUGUUCCCCGAGCAACCCGAUCCGAUAUUCCUUAACUGCUAUCUUUCCUUGCUUUUAAAUAAACAACUACUUCAUUUCAAUUCAUUUGCAAGACCAGGCUUGCUCUCCGAGGUGGCAUCCCCUCCUAAGCGAAAUACUAGAGUAGAGGGCUUCCCGUCUUUACUUGCUUCUGGUUGAUGACAGCUACAUCCUUAGCUGGUUUGACAACCCUUGCUAGCUUCUUACUUUCUUACUUCCUCGCUCGCGCUUGGGGUUCCCCCUAAUCCGAGUGUUCUUCCAAAACAGCUAUCCACCGACUAAUACUUACCUGCCUCCUUACCCGCUUUCCAAAAACCCUAUCUGUCAUUGCAUUGCCGUGGUUUCGCACCUCCUACGCCAAUACUUGCUUAAAUAAAUUCUCUAGGGAAGUAGGGCUUCAAGGAAGUAGACAACCACUUAUCGUUAUCGGGGAGGAUGGAUGGUUGUCCCUUCUUCUCAAUAGAAUCCGAUAGACAAGAAUCGAAAGCAGCUGAUUUAUUCCUCAAGUAAGUCAGUUGAUGAUUCAAUUCCUUCAAGGCAAGAGUGGGGCAUCUAGAUCGAUUCGUUUUCCGGUUGUUAUACCGCGAAUAGAAAGAAUUCUGAUUAUCUGUUGAGGCAAGCUAUUCAUCAUUAACAGGAAAGAUCCCAAAGCUGUUAUUGCUAACAUGGGAUAGCCUGACUCUACGCUACAAUCUCUAUUUUCUUAUGAUAUUGAAUCUGGCUUCUAUUAUUCAAUCUCUAGUUACCGUGGGAAAAGAAAGAGACAAGAGCUCUUAGUCCGACAAGACAAGAGAGGAUAUGCCUCCAAAAGCUUCUUCAAUAGCAGUGGAUUGAAUUCAUCUGCACACUGAUAAUUCACCAAAAACAAGAGGAAAGAGAGCAGUGGAUGAUUUAACACUAAGCCAAUCUUGAACAGCAGAGGGUUCAUCUCUAUCUUUAGACUUGGGAUGGGAAAAACUUCAGUUGUUGGUUGGAUUACUGGCUGAAACAAUAGACCUGUUGGUUAGAAAAGCCAUUAUUUCACAACUGUUAAGGAUUACUUCAGGAGGACCUAUUAAUAGUGCUUUGAUCCCUGCUUAGUGUUUUCAAAAGAUAGUUGGAAAGGUAGGUCUAUUUCUUCUUUAUCUUUGUAGAUCAACCUAGCUUUGUACAUGCUAUUGCUUCUACAAUUCACAAGAGUCAUUUCUCCCCAAAAAUAAAUAAGGUUCACUCCAGGUUCUUAAUAGGCAGUAGGCCCCUAAGUCAAAACUACCAUAACUUCUUUCUUACAAUCCGAUUACUAUUUGAUCGAGAGAUAGGCACAUUUCUCCAUGAUAUAAACUAUCCAAUCCACCUCUUCUAUUAUGAAAUAUAAACCAGACAUCGUCGGCGUAAGAACAAGACGGAUACUUCUCCUCCACCCUUGGAACGAGUAGUAGCUUCUAGUUUCGCAGGAAUGACUAGAACGCUCAGAUAUGGAAUUCUUUUAGGCUAGCUCCGGGCUUGCUGUUACAAGCGAUUCGAAUAGUUUUCCUGUGCUAGUUGUGUUGUACAGUACUAUACUACAACUACAUUUCUUUCCUAUUGCUUACCCGGUCUUAUAGCUCUACUUUUGAAACCGAACGAGUAUUGCUAGUUGUUACAAACAAACCCACCAAGCUAUCUCAUCCUCCUCCCCCGGGUUUCCUUCCCGCGACCUGUGCUAGUAGUAUGUCUCCGUUGCUAUUUACUUUCUCGAAUAGACUAGUUGGACAGCUAUCUACGCAUUUACCAGUGCUACUUUAACGAAUCGGGUAGUUGGACAGCAGGAACUCUUUUUUCUUACUACUCGUCCAGUACUAGCAUCCUUUGCCUUCUCUAUCAUUCCAGAGCUUCUCAGCAGACAAUCUCAGCCCCCUAGUUUAAGUCUACGUCCUCAGGGGCGCCCUUUACUUGGUUGAGAUCUAACCACCUUAUGAUAGCACCCCAAUAUUGACGAUCAUAGAUCCAGGCGGGCCCCCCUACCCAGAGACAUUAUAGCUCAUCGGUCUAUCAAGAUAAUAAAAUUCAUUAAUGAAAUUCCUGAGGAGAAAAGCUUUGUCUGGGCUCAAAUUCCAAUACCAUUGAUCGAGGAUAGGGUUUUGAAGGAGGAGAUGCAAGAGGGGUCACCAUUGUUUACUUUUCAUGCCUACUUGCCGGCGGAAGCGAGUUACGGCUUUGCUUCUUUCGUGAUUCACUUGGAAUUCACUUUCUUUCUUUGCAUUCAAUUCUAACUUUGGGAUUCCAGAACAUUCAAGAAAGAAGGUCAAAGGACUCAGGCUUUAAUGCCAAAGUACUGGGCAGAGCGUACUUACCUACUUAGACAAGAGGGAUACUUAUAGAUCUCUAUGAGCGUAAGGCAAAGUGGGCAAGACUACUUCCACAACUACAUUUUCGCCAUUUUUGUUAUAGCCCUUGCGGCUGCUGAAGCAGCUAUUGGACUAUCCAUUCUUUCUUCCAUCCAUCGUAACAGGAAAUCAACUCGUAUCAAUCAAUCCAAUUUUUGGAAUAAUUAGACAUAGAAUCCCCUAAACAAAGGGGCAUAUAUAAUAAUAAGAAACAUUAAGAUGAAUAGAAAUCAAAUCUUAUUUUCUUAUUAGUGUUUAAUAAUAUCCUUUUUUUUAGUAGGUUAUUUCAGAGUAUUGUUUUUUACUUAUUGAAUAUUGCAUUUUUGCAAUUCAUUGAUAUUGCAAUAAUUUAUAUUGAAAAGAUGAUAGCUAAUUUAUUGGCUAAUUCGAAUUAGUAUGUAGAAUUCGUAUAAUUAUAACUGUUGAAGCCUUAAAUUCAAGUCUCUUGGCUUUCUAAGAUCAGAGGAGGAAAAGAAUGAAGGUGUGGGCGGGAAGGAGGAGGCAAGGCCCCCUCAAUGUGUAUUCGACUACUCAUUACGGAACCACCGAUUGAUCCGAUUAGACUUCCCGCGGGGUAGCACGGGGAACUUGCUGAAUCAACUCCUUGGAAUCGGAGGCCUGACUGAGGGUCAAUCCUAUGGUAACCUCAACCUAGGAAUGCCUGUUUCACUUCCUUGACAGAGCCAACUGAGAUGCUCUGUCUCGAUGUUGACCUAACAUGGAUUGAUUAGAAAUUCUGAAGGGUCUCAUCCUGAUCUCGCAAAGGAUCAGCAAUAGCUGUGUGUACUCGAGGACUCUUAGGGAAAGAAAAGCACUUUUCUCUCUCAGCAGUUAGACCGGCUAUGGGCGGGUUGGUUAUAUACUGCGCCUUCCUUCUUUCGAACCUUUUGGUAUGUAUUGCCCCAGAAUAGAAUAGAUCAGAUCCACCGGACCAGAAACUCAAUUCCGCACUGCUGCUGAGUCGUCGGGCUUAUCCACCUCAGGGAUUCGUGGAAUUUCCGUUUUUGAAUUGCGUUGGGGGAAAUCUACCAAAGCUAGGCAGAUAGAUAGACUCCUUUCCCGCUGCUAAGGGAGAGCAAGAAACUAAAUCACAUGACCAGCGCCCUUUUUUUUGCGGGUACUAAGAGUCCUCUCACUACCAACCAGCAGACAUCAUCAUCUGGCUGGGUCUUGCCGGUAUCAACAACGAGAAAGAAGAACCAAAUGGAAACAGCAACUAACUAUGGCUCUUGGCCCAGACAACGUCCUAGGCGUAGGGGAGAUCAAAACAAGAAGUCACGCCUAGACGACGACGCCCGUCCUGGGCUGCAGUAAGUAGAUCGAGAGGUCGUUCCGCCCCUUGUCCCCGAAGAUGGGUAAUAUGUUCUCAUACAAUGUUGCUCCAACUUUUUUCUAGAGGGCCUAGCUGGCGAGCGAUCCCAGUCCGCGGCAGAGAACAAGACAGCAAGCGAGCGUACCUUUGUUCGCUUCUUUUCCACCAAGCACAGAAGUUUAAGGAGAACUGUAGGUCGGUGGCUACCUAAGGAAACUCCGAUUCGAUCCGCCCCCCGGCUGGGAGGCAUCUACCUCAUCCCGAUCACAAGGAGAGGUUCACCAUGAUGGGGGGGUCAGGUACUUGAAUUCUUUUCGUUCCGGAAAGAAUUCAAUGCAUAGGGGACCAUCCUUUUUUUUGCGGCAUGCUCUCUGAUUUACGGAUUCGCAGGGGGCCGAGGGCCAACCUUAGUUGACUGACAAUGACAAAGGCUUGCGAAACAAAGUAGCGCCUUUGAAAUGGAAUCUUAAUUAAGUAGUCGUCUAUCAGUGGUGCGAAGCAGCUUUGCCCCGGGGAGCGAAAGGUUAUACCUUUGUAAGCGAACAGCGGUUCUUCUAUGUAGGGUAUUCCUCCUUUACUCUCUUAAUUAACGUCGAGCUAAGUGACUUUGUGUAGCGUAGUAGAAUGAAGGCUACGUACGCACCGACACUCUCUUAUCCCUAAGCCUCUUCUCUAACUCGCUCGCCUACAAAAAAUAGUAGGCGAGGCACUCAGCCGCUGACUUUGACUGUACUGUAGUGUAGUGUAGUAUACUUUCGUCGCCUUUUCUUUUAGAACCCUUUCUCAUGUUCUUUCAUUCAUCAAGUAGGCGAACCGUCAGGUCCUUAGUAGCGUUGACAAAGAAGAAGAGCCAAAAAGAAAGCUAGAAUUUCCAUUCCAAUAGUGAGACCAGCUUGACAAGCUACCUUUCGGGUGCGAAGAUCAUUUUUUAUGACUUCCACUUCUCGAUCCCGGCCCGGAAAAGUGACCGACCCAAUGAAAGAAAGGGUUUAUGAGCCCUAGCCCUGUAAGCCCACACCUGUGUAGAGUAGAUCGUUCAACACCUGCGGCACAAACCCAUUUUUGACCAAUUGGUCCGUAUAUCAUAGGCGACCGAACGGCCGCCCCCCGUCUUACUAGACCAACCUGCUAUAAUUAUUCCAUAAACACCUAGCGAAGAUAUGGCAAACAAAUAAAGUAGCCCUAUGUUCGGAUCUGACAAUACCAUACCAUAAUCAAAAGGUACAACGGCCCAAGCGACCAGACUUAACAUAAAUGUAGCCACUGGAGCCAUUCUAAAAAGGGAGAAAUUAGCACUACUUGGUGAAAUAGGUUCUUUUAGAAUCAAUUUAAAACCAUCUGCUAGAGGUUGUAACAAUCCGAACGAUCCCACUACAUCAGGACCCUUUCGACGUUGCACAAAAGCCAUUACUUUACGUUCAGCUAGCACUAAAAAGGCUACUCCUAGUAGAAGUGGUAGAAUUAAACAAAGUAUUUCCGCUGGAACAGCUAUGUACGUUUUCGAUUUUCUAUUCACUCAUGAUCGGGCCUGACCUGGUCGACCCGAUCAAACUAUUGAACUUAUGAUCUGGCCUGGUUGACCCAAUCAUGAUAUUGAAGGAUGGGACCUUUUCUCGAUAAACUCCGGAUCCCGAGAAGUUUUGAAGAUGGUGCUCCUGUUACGUUACUUCGAAUGGAAUCCUCACUUGACUAAGCAUAAGCGAAAAACGUGGCUGAGAGUAAGCAAUCCCCUUUCCUAGUGGUUGAGUCAUGAUCAGAAAUAUUGCGAAAGAAAGUGAAAUGUCCUAUCGUCGUCCCAAUUUGGGUAAUCCACGAUGUCUUCAUUUUAUGUACCCAUCUUUACUCGUUUUCGGUGUAUCGAUAGUUCGUUGUACUACACUUUGAACUAACCUAGAGUAGAGGCCGUGCUUAGGAAAAAAUCGAUAUCAGUGAAGUAAUCCCGGAACUCUAGAAAUCGUGAAGAAUUUCUUCCAUUUUGUUCAAUAUCGCGAAUAUAGCGGAAAAGGGCCCCCUCUAGAACAUUCCUUUGAAUGGAAUUGUUCAUUGGGUUCGACUUGUUGUUCGAAAAAAUCGAAAGCAGUCUCUCGUAUGUUAUUGUAAGGUGAUUCAUUCAUAAUAUUUAUUAUGUGCGGUUUCAAGAUGCUAAAAAAGUAUAUUUUGUAAUCGGCUUUUGAGCUCCAUUAUGUGUACUUCAUCAAUUUAGGAAUUAUGGACUUGGCGGUAGUGGUCAAUACUAACUGCACCGUCUAAAUGCUCCCUGACCAAGUUAGCGUACUCGCCAGGGUUGAGUUGAGGGCCCGUGCGCUAAUUGGGCUUCGAGGUUGGCUUGGCUAUACGCGAAAAAAGCUCGCUUUCUACUGAUCUGCGGCCUGUUCUGUCCUAAACAGUUCCUGAAUGUUAUUUGUUUCAUAGGAAGAUUCCAAAAGCACAUUGAUGCCGAAAGAAUCUUCGGAACCGGUGGAGAGGCUAUUCUGAUUGAAGGCUAGACAAAUAACAUGACUGAGGUAUGUAAAUCAAACCAGUGAAAUAGCUUUAUAAUAUUAGAUAGAUAUAGAAUAUCAAAAGCAAAAGCCUGAUAAUGGGUUUCAAACACGAAAGAAGAAAAGAAAAAAAGAAAAUUAUAGCUUUCUUUUUUUUUGGUGCGUGCUUUUCGCCUGCCUUCCCGACCACGGAUAGGCUACGGGGCUUUGCACUUCGGCCCCUGUGAAUACCACAUCAAGGUGACAGGAUUCGAACCUAUGGCCCUCUGUACCCAAAACAGAUGCGCUGACCAGACUGCGCUACACCUCGUCUCCCCCCCGGAACAUAUGGUAUGGAUCUACCCGAUCGAAAAAGACUCGAACCGCAGUCGCCCACCCCGCGGCACAGGGAGGCGAGAACCACCGCUUUUAGGAAAUAAGCCUACAAUUUUAUUUGAUUCUCGUCUCGUUUCACUUGCAUUUUCUUUCGGAAUGACUUGAUCGUUCUGAGAGUGGAAUCGAACCACUCACUCCGGAAGGAUUUAGAGUCCAAAGGGCCCAGCGAAAGAAGUCCCACGCCAGCAGCCUGCCAGAACCAUUAAUACAGGGUUUGAUCCACUGAACACCCACACAAUCUCGAUUUGACAGAUCAUCGCCAUCUCUUUGGACAUGCAUGUGUUAAGCAAAUGGACUGAACUGAAUGAAGAGUGAUGUCACAUCGCAUUUUCGAUCUUAGGCGAACGAUGGGUUACCGGGUCUACGACCUCGCAAGGCACUACUGUAGACCUCUUUGGGCCAGACGCUUUCUCAAUCAAAAAUGGAAAGAAGGAGUGAGUCUAUCACCUACGUCAUUUCUCAAGCAAAAAUGGAAGCAUUAAGUCAUCGUUCCGUCAUACAACAUCUAAGGUCAUCCCUUACGACUUCCCUACAUCACCCUUCUAAGCUCCUUUGCCCUAUGACAAAAGUCUACUUUGAAUGAAUGAUCAUUUUACGGUUCGAUUCCGGCUCGUGACAUGAAGAAGAAGUCCCAAACAGGGAUCAGAUGAGUUUGCACAGCGUUACUUUUUGUUCUUCGUUGACGGAAAAUCAAACGGUUCCCGGUCUUUUCAGAAGACUAUGCUUACUUUCUUUUCUCUUACCGGUCUUUUCAAUCAAGGAAAUGUAUUCCGUUCCUCGAAUCGGGACUUUCUUUGUCGAGGAUCUCUGGUACUCCAUCGAGUUUCCGUUUCUUCUUCUAAUGGCUGUGUCCGUCUAAGGUGGCUGGCUAUUUGAGCGAUUUAAGUAUCGCGGUUGUCUUGAGCUCUGGAUUGAUGGACGGGGCUGGGUUCAAUUUCAACUCGGAGAUAGCCGGGUCUAUAGCUAUAGUAAGAGCCGCUUUGUGAACAGCAUCGGAUAACAUAGCAAGGGUAGCCGCAAUAGAGCAAUUAUGCCUUAAGCCCAAAACUCUUCCUUUCGGGGAAGGAAGAAAAGACUUUUCUUAUUCCAAGCCAGCUACGGGACAAGUGAAACGGGCAGUUAGUUCAGUGAGGACAGCAGUUCCAGCAAAGACAGUGGAAUGGUAAAGCUGUUCAUUCUCAACGGGAAAGGAUUUCUCUAUUGCAACGGGGCUAGUUUCAACAAGGUGAGCAAAGCUAGAUACUUAGGCUUGUCCAGUUGUUCCACCAACCCCUGCUCCCGACCCAGGUACAUUCUUCUUGGCAGCUCAAGACCUUUCUUGUUCCUUGCUCCCGUGGAUCGAUACUAGUUACUUACCUUUAAUCUUAGCUUAGUGUCUUUUACCUAACCUACUCGCUCGCCGAGCUUUUUUUAUCUUGGUUAUUGGCUUUUUUACUCAAGUUAGAGCUUUUCUUUCCUGGCUUUUUCACUCGAGUUGUUCGCUUGGCUUUAGCUCAUUUUUUUGUCCAUUUCUUCUCUUUACAGAUCCCCUCGAAGUAUCCAGAAGAAUGGCAAUGCAAAAUAAUAGCAAUAGUCGUCUCGUAGGUGCUGGUGAAAGAAUAGCUUAUGGGGCUGGAGUCAAAGGAGCUUUCAUAGACAUAGAAAUCAUAAUAGAAAGAGCAGGCCUGCGAGCAGCGAGUGCCCUUUGUAAGUUGCGAGCCUGCCUGUCAAACCAUAGGCGCCUUACCGCCCCCCCUUUCUUUUUUGAAUUAGAAAGAAGGGGAUGAAAGACAAAGAAAGAGAUCAGGUUAUUUAUGAUCGGAGAAAAGGAAGGGGCGUGGUUGAUGUGUCACUGGGAACCCGUAGGAAGGGGAGACGACCGGCCUCAUUCACAUCUGAAAUCGCCAACAUGAACACAAACGAAAUCGUCGAAUUUCGUAUAGAAAGAAAAGGAACCACUUCUAUUCUCUUCUCUUUUCUUAGGUAUAUGAAGAAUUGCUUUUUGGUCCCUUUCGUCCAGUGGUUAGGACAUCGUCUUUUCAUGUCGAAGACACGGGUUCGAUUCCCGUAAGGGAUAUUACUUCAUCCUGGCCUUCAAAUCGUUGGUGCUGAUUAUCAUAUAAUCUCCUUGCUUUGGAGUGAAGAAAAGAAGUUCGAUCAGUUCAUUCAAUUAGGAAGCGUCAGACUAGGCCUUUCUUUCAACGAAUGUCUCAUUCUAAUCUACCUACCCGGAUCCCUUUGCUACUAAGCGAGCCAACUAUCUAUCGACAGACCCAUCAGCUUUGCACUUAACUAACCCAUUUAUUUCCAACAGUUUGACGCCCCAUUCCUCGUUUUCCCACUUGUACUUCUAUGCCUUGCCCCAUAGAGAGGAGUCUUCUUUCUUCGGAAAAACGGCUGAAUUCGAUUAAGUAUUCCCAUAGAGAAAAAAGCCCACUAAUAACUGGAGCUGGAGGUAGUAGCCCUUCCUCUUUGGUCUAGUUGACCGCAGCACCCAUUGCCGAAAGCAGCUCAUACGGGGGUAUUUCCUUGGCCAACGCUUCUAGUAGGAGGCAUAUUCCUUUCUCCCGAGGGUGAGGUUUCUCACUUUUGCCUAUGGCUGGCAUAACCAAAUCUAGAGCGGAGUGAGCCAAUCCAUUUGUAACCGUUUCAAAGUCUUCUGCGGCAUCUUCUGGAUCAGAAUCUCCUGCUCAACCGAGAAUGAAUUCAUUUUCAUUGUAUUAUGUGGCAGUCCCACUACUUUCAACCAUGGAAGCGAAUCGAUGAUCCUGUCCAGAGUAUCUUUAUGAAGAAUAUCCUAGCCUAGUCAUAGCUUUCUUUGUAAAUGAUCUCUCCUCUGCAUCGCUGGAAAAGUUCUCAACCGGAUUAUCGGAGAACAACCGCACUCAACCAAGAACUUCCCCUUCCCCCAUUUCCCUGUCUUCGCUAUUUUGCUUUUCUACUGCUUGCUCCCCGAGCUCCCUAUCCGAGUAAGUCCUACCUUCCUGGUUGGCAAGUAGUAAACCCUACUUCCCUUUCAAAUCCUUGAUUUGAUCAUCUUCAUUCCAUGGUGGACGGAGGAAAACUAGUUACAAAUGUUCUUUGCUCGUGAUACUUUGAAUUGAAAGAGGAACGCUUGCAACGAUAGCCCUUGUCAAGCAAAGCAUCCUAGUGUGAAAAAGCAAGAAAAUGCACUGACUGGCCCUGCCUUCAGCCGUACUCUCCUUUCAUCUGGGUGGGUACUAGUUUGAAAGCAGGAACUCGGAAAGGAGGCACGGUUUUAGCAAGAAGCAAGGAAUUCCAAUUCAUAGGAAAGCCAGCCCUUCGAAGAAAACGGAAGUGCUAGCAACGAAAGCAGCAGGGCCACGAAUCGGAUUAACAGAUAGGGAUCAGGUUGUUGUUGAAGUUCAGUAAAGAGCAGGGCCAAGCCAAGCCGGAUUAGCAGAAGAAAAAAAGAAAGAGAAGGGAUACCCUUGCAUCCCUUCUCUUUCCAUUUUCAAUAUUACAGAUUAUCUAAUCUUUGUUGCUGCUUAGGACUAGGCGAACAUCAGAUGAGAUGAAAGCUAGUACUACCUCAUACGAUACGGUGAAGAAAUUCUAAUCUGCUCUAGAAAACCACUUUUCAUGUUCCAGAUAUAGCACGUAGGUUGUGACUCCACAUGGGGAGCUGAGGGACAUAACAUGAUAAUAGAAGGUCAUCCUAGGUAGAGCUGUAGCACAGAUCCACGGAGCGGGAGGUAAGAGGAAAAGAAAAGAAUACCACCAUAAAAGAAAAUUGUGCCCUCUUGAGCCCUAAACCUAGGAGCAAUGGUUUCUCUCCUUCCCAAACUGCAACCGCAACCAGUUCUAAUUCAAACAGUGUGGUGGAGUUCAAUCAGAAACUCUCCUUCAUCCCUCUUCAAAUGCAUUCCUCACUACGAGAUUGAAUAUGUUUUCCCAGCCUCCCACCAGUAGGCGAAUCCCUCCAACCAAUGACUACACUACCUUGGUUAUCCGCUUUCAUGUCUUGGAUUGAGCUUUCUAACUCUUAUUAUAGUUGGGUGGGCGGAAAGAAAGGACAAGAUUCCUGCUUCGUUCAAAGUCCUAGUCCUGUCUCCUGAUAUCUCGCCCGCUAUUUCUAUCUCCGCUAAACCUAGUCACUUGGCUAGCUAUACUUCUAUAGGAACUAUCUAAGCUAUACUUUACUUGACAUGACUGCCUAUCCUGGAACUAAAAGUCUUAAAUACGUCUCUCUUGGCUACCCGUGACUUGCGUUGACCUAUCCCUACUACUUGGUUAUUAGCUUACCCUUUUAUACCUAUUAGAAACCCUAGCUAGCUUGUAAACACCUAUCUCGUGCUUUACUUCUAUACUGACCUAAACGUGAACUGAACAAUAUGCCUACCUUUUUUAUGUUUCUCAACAAUAAGCAUCCCGUGGUGACAACAAACCAUAUGCCAACAAACAACUCCUUAAAAUGCUUAUAUGUAUACAGCUUGGCCUUGCUAUUCACAAAUGUCUAUCAGCUUCUCCUGCUUCUAUACUUGCCUAUCUGUGACAUGACCUAUUCCUACUUGCUUUGUCAACUACUUUACGAUACUUAACUUAACUUUACGAUACUUUACUUUAUCCCCAGACCUAUAAACAAUGGGUCUCAAUUCGGGAGGAAGAACCGGUAAAUUGUACAUACGAAUGUCAAUCUUCAUUUAAUACACUGGUAGGGGUCGAUCAGGCAAAUCCCAAAGCCCCGAACUGCUCUACUGAUCUUCUCUCUCUUCAGACUCACUGAACCAGACUCCUUUUGCACUGAGAACACAAUUAAGAACCCUCCUUCUCACAUCACAAGAAGGCAAACCUUGUACGUUGAUCGAAUCUUCUUUCGCAUCCAGAAGAGAGGCUGUGGGCUAUCCGAGAGAGUGGUUCAGGUGACUACCGGAGUCAUUGAUUAAGCAGGUCAGAUGGGCUUAGUAGGGCUCGAACCUACAAUAUCACCGUUAUGAGCGGUACGUUUCAACCAAUUAAACUAUAAGCCCAAUCGGAUCUCUACAUGCCGGGAAGAGCGGACAGAAAGAGGAGACCCUUUGCUCUAUCUCCUUCUUCCUCUUCCCGGGGCCCCGGAGGGCAAGCCCUAUUAAAGAAGCUAAGUGACUUUCGUCACUCAAGUAGUGAGUUUGAGAGUGGCCGUUAGGGCGACCACUUGUACUUCUAGGCCUUGGCGACCUAUAGUCUUGUUACGCAACACAGCUUCACUCGAUUCAGUAAAUCAAUAGUUCAAACCAGCCCACUAAUAGCUUAGAUAGUGGCCCUUCCACUUUGGUUUGGUAUAGUUGACCCUACCUAUUGACUCAAGGUAAGACCUCUGACUCAAGGUUCAUAGGAAGGGGGAACCCAGACGUAGUGGGAUGUAGGCUUCAGUUGUUUUGGUACUUUUGCACUACCUACGUCUUAUUAUUUAUUUUGUAACCGGCUUUUCACCGGCAGGUCAGUAGGCCUUUUAGAAGGCGAACAAACGAAAGUUCUCCGCGGGCGCUAGCGCUAUCUUGUUCGCUUUUGUCAACUGAAGUCGCGCGUAGCGCCAACUAACUGAUAGCUGAUAGAGCGCGGAGCCCCGAGUCUAAGCGAGCAGAGCCAUUUCUUUGUCGUCAAAAGAAAAAAAAAGUACUAAAGGCGAAGGGCAUUCUGUUGUACAGCUACUUUGGUUUUGGUAUAGUUACAAAGGUAACCGGUAGGUGACUGUUGAAUCGACAGUAGUUACGAAAGGGGGAAAUAGCUCAGUUGGUUAGAGUGCUGGUCUGUCACGCCAGAAGUCGCGGGUUCGAACCCCGUUUUCCCCGCACGAUCUUCCUCUUCCUGCCCGACUCAUUUUGUCUUCACUGGAAGCUGCUGAUCCCAGCGUAGCAUUCAAGACAAUUGUUCCUUCUUCGGUCUCCCUCCACCCCCUUCGUUUGUUGUGGGUCGCGUCUCACCGCAGGCACUUAAUGAAAAUGAAUGAGUGAAGAUCUUCCUUCCCCCCUUGUGUCUUACCAAGGACUGAGUUCCCACUUGUGGCGAAAAAAAAGUAUACCAUCCCACCCGGCCUCCCCCCGGGGGGUUAAGGUUCCUCUCGGAGACUGCCAGUCUACAAGAAGCUGGCAGAGCUUUAGCCAUUGGACCACAUCCAUCCAUCCUCCUACCUAAACAGUGACGCCUUUUCUUGUUCGUUCUUCGAAUUACGCUAGUGGAGACUAAUUCCUUCCGGCUAAUGAAGAUACUACCCCAGUCUUCCCAUUCAUUCCCAGUGGAUCCUUUUCAUUGAACGAACCAAGUUCACCUAUACGAGAGUGAGGAAUAGAAAUCCUACAAUCAACUUCCCACUUUUUAUGUCCCGUUUGACGAUUCUGCUGCGUCUUUAGAAAAGAAAAAGGAGAAGGACAGGGUCAGAAAAGCGAUAACUAUCAAUUCGAAUUCAGAAUGAAUCAAAUCUCCCCAAGUAGGAUUCGAACCUACGACCAGUCAGUUAACAGCCGACCGCUCUACCACUGAGCUACUGAGGAAGAACGGACUUAAGGAAGCUGACUCUCGUUCUUUGGACCAACCAACCGAAAAGAAAAAAAGUUAGUCACUUUUUCUCUUUUCCGGGAGAAAGGGUGACGAUAGCAAUCCCCUUUGCCUCCCCGGCCGGGGAGCCCCCAGGACAGGACAAGGGGGGCGGCGGUCAACCAUCAACUCUCGAUAUGCAUAUUGAUCAAUCGAUCUCUGCGUCCUGCCAGUUCGCUAAGUAGACUCACUCUACCGAGGGGCAACUAAGGUUGGUUCCUGCCAACUGCUUCCCUUGCUGAUCAGCAAGGGAAUUGGCAAGUAUGAGAGAGGACUCUCUCUGUCUCUCCGAGUUUCAACUACUAAGUGAAGUGAAGUAGCACUUCAGCUAUUCUAAAUGUAAAUAGAUUCCGAUCAAGCAAGCAGGAGAAGGUGGUCCUUUCAUCUCUCUGUCUGCUCCAUGCUCUAUAGCCUAAGGAUCAUGAGCAGGUUUAAUGCUAGAAAAAAGGAGAUCUGCCUAAUCAUUUCGGUAGAUGAAGUAGUGGGAUGGGAGGUCACGAAGGAAGUAAGGGGGCGUGUUAAGUUGAUAAUUUCGAACAUUGUAGCAUCCUUUUGACGGUUGGGCUUUGAGUUGAGUUCUUUUAAGAACUCUUAAUAUGAAAAUACACAUCAUAAAAUGACGCAUCGAGCGAGACCAUUCUGUUUCAUUGUGAAUGAAAGACGUUUUCGACCAAAAACAUCUACUCAUAUCCAGCUUCGUGUCAUUUUUCUUCCAUUCGCUCGCAGGCUAAACCCCCAAGAUCUUUCACUGUUCAGUUUGGUUUCCGUUCGUUAGCAAGUGCCCGGCAUCCGUCAAACGAACAUCGGCUAGUUGUGCUAGCUUUUCUAGCUACCUCUUUCACCAUUCAUUGGUUUGCGGAUCUCUCCGAUUCAUUCCCGACUUCCAUCCAGGAAGCGAUCUCGGUAACCCACGAUAAAUCCAAAUCCUAUCAAAACAGCUGUUCCAAUCCAAUGAAGAUAUCUCAACAUCAAUCAACUAUUCUUAUCGGAAGCUUAGUCUAAACCGAGAAACAAGUUUUUUCGCAUCGCUAAUAAUCCGGCGAAGGGAGGAUUCUUCAGAGCGGGAUCAAUGGACAACGGAGAUUUCAUAGCUGUCCGGGUGGUUAGGACAUCCUAUCUUGAGAGAUUUAGAAGGGAAUGCAUGUGCCUACCCUCAAACUUUUGGUUUUGUUUUGUUAGACGGAUACGGGAUUGUGAGAGCUGAUGUUCCGGGAUAGAAAUCCAGUGUCGAACAAGUAAGUGUAACUUUUAAGUUAUCAGGUGGUGAACUCGAUAGAAAAGGGUUCUUUCUUAUUCGUUAGAGGAGGGUUGUUCUUAUGAACGAACAAUUUCCAAUGACAAGAUGGUUGUGCAAUCUUGUUAUUUUUUUACUAUAACUGCAACUGCUACAACUACAAGACGAGAAAAAGAUGAAAAAAUCCAGUCUAUCGCUGGAAGAAGAUUGGAAUGCGCCCCAAGAGGUGAUCGAAAUAAAGAGGAUAGAAGUCUUUCAAAAUCACCCCCGCGUAAAGGAAAAAGCCCUUUCUUAUUCUUGGUCGUCUUGCCCCCCUGCUAAAAGAUUUCCGUUUCAAACCAGGUUGUUCUUUCGCUUCUACGCUCGUCAUUACCUUUUCGUGCUUUCUCGUACCAGUGCGUAUAUCAAUGAAAUGGGGUUUCCUUUUAGAUUAGAAUAGAACCGCCCACUAUGUCUGUGAUCCAAUCUCAGAACUCUUCUUUCUUUCCUCGUUCAUCCAAUAGCUCUCCAAAUGGAACCUCAGCUUUCAUAAACAGGAGCCGAAAGAAGGCGGAUUGAUGCAAGUGUAAUCAUUCCACGGAUAAAGAAAAGAGUGCAUGCAUCAGUCUCAGUCUCAAAGCCCUUUGAGGCAGUCGGAAUUCUCGUAUCAAUAAGAUCAUAUCGGUAUCCAUCUAUGAAAGAUCUCUAUUGCAUCAAACCUCCCCCUAGCCCGUCCCUUUUUGGUAUAGAAAGUUCCAGCCAAUUCCAAUAGCUUGAUAGAGGGCGCUAUUACCCUUCAGCUCAAACUUUCGGAAAGCUCUAUAGUAUCGUAUUCCGCUCGUAUGCUCUCGUUAUGUAAUAUAAUACCUUUUACCGUUCAUCAAGUGAACGUAGCCCUUUCGUAGUCUAUGCCCCUUUAUUCUUAAGUGGGGGAAUCCUCUGAAAGCCGGUGAUCGAGUGAGUAAGUCCGCCAGGAAGCUAGUUCUUUAGGGCUUAAAUGAAAGCUUGUCGGCUGUGAAAAGUAUACCUUUCCUUUCCCACCAGUUUUUCGGUGCCUUCUUUAUGCUCGAGACUAAGGAAGCAAGAGGAAGAGUGAGGGUCGACAGGCAAAGAAUGGCUUGAGUGAAAGCUGGAGUGGCACAAGACAGAUUGAAAGCAAAGGGAAUAGCUCAUAUGGAAAGAUACAUAUAUAGUAAAUUGAAUUUGAAAGAUACCCGUAAUAAGCGAUAUUCUAAAAGAUUCAGAAUGAAUGAAGACUUUCUAAUAACAUAGGGUUCCCGUGCAGCCAAUGGGAUUGGGGGAGUAGUUCAUAGUUCCCCUCUAGCCAAUCCUAAAAGUUCUUCUGCCUUCGAUCCAGUGGUAAGCCUUUCAAGUUUCCAGCCAGUAGACAAGAAAUUCUGUACUGUAAGUAAGAGACUAGGGAUAGCCAUCAGAAAAGGGGAAGCCUGUCUCAAUCAGUACUUCUUUUUUUGGAAAGCCAGGUUUUUUUAUAUGAAACUCAGGCAAGAAGACGAAAAGACGUUCACGUUACCAAUUCCGUCUCGUCUGAUCUUUUUUUUAUUGGUUUUGUUUUUUCUCUCGUGCCCUUCCGGGUGGUACAAAGAACUGAUGUAGGGGUUGCCGCUCCUUACCUUAGUUCAUCUCUCGGUAGAACAAGGCACCUAUGCGGUGGGUUCGACUCCCACAGGAGCGUACAUUUCCAAUCGAUUUGGUACUUUUCUUGAUUCAGAGUUCUUGCUGUCCAUUACAGAUUCUUUAGCGAUGUAAAGCCAUCAGGCAGUAGACCGGCAAGGGAACGGCUGUCUCGGUAUUCGUUCUUGAAUCAGUGACUGAGAGUAAGGGCUAGUGAUUCAUCUAAUCAGACUAGUGGGGCAUCUUUCUUUUCGUAGUAAGCAACUCUAUUGAGAAAGCUCUUUCUUGAUCGAAGUAAAGAAUCAUUGUAGUUCCUCUUUAGGCGAGCUACUUCGUUCCUAUUCUCCGAUUCUGAAUAGGAUCAGGUUGUAAUGAACCAAAAAUACUUCGCUAAGGUUCAACCGUUUCGCUACGGUUUUCUUCCAAUUUCUUCUAAGGAAGUAAAAUAAAAGAAAGAAAAUAAAGGCCUUAUAAGCUUUCUCUGUAUGGAAAAAGGAAGAAGAUGCUGCUUCGGCUUCCGUUUCUAGCUCUGCUUGAGCUGCUUCGUCUGUUUCUCUUGAUGUGGAUGUCGGUGAGUCAGAUCUCUUCUCUCACUUUCGGAGCACAGUUGGUCCUCAAUUUGAAAACCGACAAAGGUGACUUCUUCCUUAUUCACGCCUUGAUGCACCGCACCUUUUUCGUGUUCAAUCUCGCCUGAGAGCAGUGCAUCGAUACCAUUCGUCUUGAAGAGCCUAUAUAAGCCCUGACCGAAGAGAAUCCUUUGAUAUCCGUCUUGCCUUCUCAGUCCUCCUUCUCAUCCCAUAGGUCUCAGGGUCCCCUCCACCGACCCUUGUACUAUAGGUUUCCGGGCGUGAGCCAAACCUAGGGCUUGGAUCGAAAUAUAGCUUUGCUUCCUUUUUUUCUUUAGUCAGAAAGAGUUCCCAGCUUAUAGUAAAGGCUAUAAUAGUUCUAGUUUUCUUUCUCAUUAGGGAAGGCGGGCUCGCAAGCCUAGCCUUAUUUUUAGCGGCCGGGAGCUAAUGUGAGAGGCAUCGGCAGCCUCAACCACGGUUCAAGCACCGGCUCACGACAGAGCUUGAUCAUACCUGGACCUACUUCAUUUUCUACUCCUGUAGGUUAGGUUACCGAUUUUCCUCCGACGAUGACUCUAGGUGAGGGACUUAGGCCUAUCAACGGCAUUCUGGACCUGCCUUUCUUCUCACUUGAUAACAGAUCAUCUAGCUCUCUUUUAUAGUAUAGUAAAAGUCUAUCUGGGCACGGAAGCUAAGCGGGCUAAGAAAAAGGCUUAAUAAGAUGAGUGGGGAAGAAAAAGUAUAGCAUUCAUUCCGAACUGAUUCUAAGAAUCGCUAUUAGAUGCUUCUGCAGAUUCGUAUGUUGCUCUAAUUGAAGCAAGGGCUAAGGGUUCGGUGGGUGCAGGCCGGUCAGCCAUCAGUCUCAGAUCCAUUCCCGCAUUCUCUUAUUAUGUAGUCUUGCUCACUUGACGAUUCGGAAGAUGAGGAUAAGAAGAAAGGAUAAAGAGCAGGAUCGUGAGGAUGCCCCCUAGAGGAAGGUGGCUCUAGACCUCCUGUUUAGAAGAAUGAAUUUCCAUUCUUUUGUUGGUUUUCUGUUCACUUUGAAUCAGCCUACGUCGUCUCUCUUCCCUCACAAUCAUCAGUGUCUGAAGUUUCAUGAUGAAUAUUGGUUUCACAUUUUAUUGCUGUAGUGAGGAAAUAGAACCAGAUGAUACUAAAAAUUUGUAUUUGAGUUCUGAUGAGGAGUGAGGUAGAUUCGCAUUGUUGAAGAAAGCGAAGAAAAAGGAUGCUGCUAUGGCUUGCUUGUGGCUCUUUCUUCUAUUGGCUAGUCUCAGGCAUGAGAGUUUAAAUUUCUUUUGAAAAGCAAGUGCGGCUCAGUCAUAAGUGUUAGUAAUAGCAUGAAGAUUGAUAAGUUGUCGGUUCCAAGAGAGCAUAAAAAGAUCCGGUCACAAGGAAAGUUUCGUAAUCAAAACUUUGUAUUUGUAUCAAGUAAAAUCAAAGUUACGGUAAUAAUAAAAGUAUCCUUCUUUCCGAUAAAUAAAACUAAAAAGACUAUGAUAAGUUCCCCAAGGAAAUGCGCCAGUUCGUCACAAUCAAUCUUCGAAAAAGUCGA